GAGUUGAACCGAAUGGCCUUACUUCUGAGCAAAAGGCGGCAGAGUCCUGCGCCUCCUCUGGCUAAGCCGGGCCUGUCGCCGGUGGCCCUUUUAAAAGGAGCGAGAGCGCAUUCGCGCGCCAUUUGGAAUCCGGGAGGCGCGAGGAAGUCGGCAGCGCGGACCGGGAGGCGCUGCUGCUGCUCCUUCUCCUCCUCCCGGUGCAAAGUUAGGGCGGGAAACGACGCCGGUGCAGAUGGAGCGGCUCGCGCGGGGCGGGUAAAUAUGGCGGUUUGGGGAGGCCGCGGUUCAGGUUUGCAAGGCGCAUUGCUAAGCUCUUGGGGAAUGCGCGCAGCCCGGCGCUACCCGGCUGCAGCCCGCUUGGCAUUUGCCAGGGAACAAGUACAGUGGUACCUCGGGUUACAGACGCUUCAGGUUACAGACUCUGCUAACCCAGAAAUAGUGCCUCGGGUUAAGAACUUUGCUUCAGGAUGAGAACAGAAAUCGUGUUCCGGCGGCGCAGCGGCAGCGGGAGGCCCCAUUAGCUAAAGUGGUGCUUCAGGUUAAGAACAGUUUCAGGUUAAGAACGGACCUCCGGAACGAAUUAAGUACUUAACCCGAGGUACCACUGUAAUGGGAUGGGGGGGGCGAGGUGUUGGCAGGCAGUGUUACAAUAUGGCCUUGCCCUAUCCAAGAUGGAAGGGUAUCUCUGUCAGAACAAGUCACAACUUGUUUUGAAAUGAAUCCCACUGGCUUGGGUAGAACUUAGUUCCCAACUGGGUUGUUGAGAUAUAUUUGGUCAUUUUCUGUCCUCCCAUUUUUCUGCAGAUUCAUGUUUGCGUACACAUGCUUUAGAUUUUAAAGGGGGAAGAUAAACUAAUCCCAAAGCAUGUUUAAGCUUCUAAAUACAGUGGUACCUCGGGUUACAUACGCUUCAGGUUACAGACUCGGCUAACCCAGAAAUAGUACCUCGGGUUAAGAACUUUGCUUCAGGAUGAGAACAGAAAUCGUGCUCCGGCAGCACGGCGGCAGCAGGAGGCCCCAUUAGCUAAAGUGGUGCUUCAGGUUAAAAACAGUUUCAGGUUAAGAACGGACCUGAACGAAUUAAGUACUUAACCUGAGGUACCACUGUAGUAUGGAUUGGGGGGGGGGGAGUCUGAGGUGUUUCUGCUGGCAACCUGAAGGAGGAGCUCAGGUUUGGGCGGAGGGUCCGGAUGGGGGCAUUAAGAGCACUCGGAUGCCGUUGAUUCUCCGUAGUCAUCCUUGUUGGCCUUGGCGAGGUUUUUUGGGGAGGUGGGAGGACCGUGGCUUUAACAGCCCGCUCUGCGUCAUCUACUGUAUUGGGGGCAAGAGCCCCUAUUCCUGUUGUUGUUGUUUAGUCGUGUCCGACUCUUCGUGACCCCCUGGACCAGAGCACGCCAGGCACUUCUGUCUUCCACUGCCUCCCUCAGUUUGGUCAAACUCAUGUUCAUAGCUUCGAGAACACUGUCCAACCAUCUCGUCCUCUGUCGUCCCCUUCUCCUUGUGCCCUCCAUCUUUCCCAACAUCAGGGUCUUUUCCAGGGAGUCUUUUCUUCUCAUGAGGUGGCCAAAGUAUUGGAGCCACCAAUACUUCAGGAUCUGUCCCUCCAGUGAGCACUCAGGGCUGAUUUCCUUCAGAAUGGAUCGGUUUGAUCUUCUUGCAGUCCAUGGGACUCACAAGAGUCUCCUCCAGCACCAUAUUUCAAAAGCAUCAAUUCUUCUGUGAUCAGCCUUCUUUAUGGUCCAGCUCUCACUUCCUUACAUCACUACUGCGAAAACUAUAGCUUUAACUGGGCCACCUCAAAACCAAUCAAACUUUGUAAAGAAUGUACAGUAUUUCCGGCUGCAGCAAGAAAGGGGCGCUGAUGUGUUGCCAUGCCAAGUUCUGCGCGCCGCACAAAGUCUUGUCACUCAUACUUCUAUGUUCUGUGUGUCCCCCCCUUUUAUGAUUUGAUUGUCUAAAUUAUGCCAAUAAAGGCCGAAUGCAUGUUCUCCAAAGCUUUCACGCGAAAACACCACAGUGAGACAGCAUCGGUUCUCCUUUGCGUGAUGAGCUGUUUCAUUAGUUGCGAAAAGCACGCUGCAGCCGGAAUUUUUUUAUUUUGAACACACUUUCCACCCCUGGCAGUGAUUUGUUGGUUUUGGUCACCCAAGGAAUGGGGGCGUUUCUCCGCCCCCCCCCCCCAACAUAAGCAAGCAUUGCGCGGACCCGGAGACGUAACGGGAGGGUUGCGCUUGGAGAUGUUAUAAUCUGAGGAUGGAGAUUUGUGAGAGAGGAGUAUACUUCUCUCCAGGCAUUCGCGCUAGCUGCCAAUAACCCCGCGGCCGCUUAAAGCCCACCGAUUUCCUUCGGUGGGAUUUCAACAGCUAGCUGGGUGCCGUAGCUCCUGGGAUUUGCAAAGCGAGGGCGCGCGCGUUUUGCAGAGCCUUGCCUCUUGCAAGCCUUGCUGCAGCUUCUCCUGCCCCUUUCCCGCCAUCGCCCUUCCUAUAGGUGCUCAGGUGGUUUUAAAUUUCGCAGGAAGGCAGGACUCGCGCACGCGUCUCCCUGGCACGGCACCGAAGGCCUCUUCCCGUGUCGAGCAACUUCCGCUUGCGCGGAGGCUGUCAUUGGCGGCUGCACGGCUUUGCGAGCAUCUUGAAAACGCUGGAGACGCCGGAUCUCUCCACCCACCCUCCCCGCUCUCUGUUUUCGGUAUUUCUUGGAGAUCGUAACAACACAGGGAGACUUCUCUUUUUAAAUAGCAGUAAUAAUAAUUCAGGAACACCCCCCCCCCCGACCUUGCAAAGAUUUCCUAUAUUCCAUCUGCUCUAGAUUAACGACCCCGCGUUAAAUCCAGGUAAGGAAAGCACUUUUUCUGCCGCCCUUGCAAAACUUCUCGGCGUUGUUUUGUUUCGCCCUUGAGGUGGCUGCUUUUUGUGAUUGCCAUGGCAAGGAAUCUGAUGGAAGAUAAAGAGGACAUUACUUGGUCACAACAACUAAAGCGGUUGCUAACCAGUUUAGUGUAUCUCUGGGGUCGAUCAUUUGAAGUAAUAAAUUCAUUUCAACCUGUGUGUGUCUGUGUCCCACCCUCCAUCAUUUAUUUCAAACGUGUCUCCAACUCGUCAUUUGUCAUUUCUCUAGGUAUUGCUUCUGCUGAAGGGAGACUGGUUUUUCCCAGCACUCAGAAGCAAAGUAUUUGUAUCUUUGGAGAAAUGCAGCCUGUAUUGCUAGGUGCCCACAACACCGUUAGCAUUCUGUUGUUCACAGCACCCUGAGAGGAUUGAAGGUGCAGGAGCAGUAGGAAUGCCUAUGAGUAUAGAUGAGCAGCAGCACUACUUAUAAUUCUACAUGUUUUGUAUUUUUUUUUAUUGCAAGCUGCUGUGAGGACCUUAGAGUUAAAAAGUGGGGGGGGGGGGGGAUAUAAACAAAUUUUGCCGUCUCUUCUUGCCUGGGCAGAGCAUUAACUUUUCGUUUUUGCUCCUUUAAAUUUUGAGAGUACAGUACUUGCAAAAUUGUGCAAUGUUUGGUUGUUUUAUUUUUAUUUUUUUAAAAAAAAUGAUUUUUAUUAAAAUUUCAGUAAAAGAUUAAACAGAAAAACAUAGAAACGAAGUACACAAACAUACAGUACAUAAUCCAAAGAAGAAUCAAAAACACAAAAAUCAAAAAAAAGAAAAAAAGAAACAGAACAGUUAAAAACAAUAUCACCUUUUCAUUUUCGUUUUUAAAUUUACUUAUUUUCUGGACCUCCUCAUACCUCCCUCUUUUGUAUUCCAGUCCAAAUUGUUUGUCCAGCAAUUUCUUUUCCACUUUUUUAAUCCCAAUCUUUAAUCUUAAUAUAAUAUAGCAUUAAAAUUUUACCUCUUAAAUACCAAAUUUCCAUUUCCUUAAACUUCUUUAAUCCUAAUCUUUAAUCUUAGUCUAUCUAUAACUUUAAAUCCUGUACAGCUGGAAACCACUUUUUUUCAAUCCAACAUCACUCUAGCAUUCUUUAAUUUUGCAAUGUUUCUGCAGAUAGUCUUUGAAUUUCUUCCAAUCUUCCUCCACCGACUCUUCUCCCUGGUCACGGAUUCUGCCAGUCAUUUCCGCCAGUUCCAUAUAGUCCAUCAGUUUCAUCUGCCAUUCCUCCAGCGUGGGAAGUUCUUGUGUCUUCCAAUACUUUGCGAUGAGUAUUCUUGCUGCUGUUGUUUCAUACAUAAAAAGAGUUCUAUCCUUUUUUAUCACCAUUUGGCCGACCAUGCCCAGGAGAAAGGCCUCUGGUUUCUUGGGGAAGGUAUAUUUAAAUACCAAUGUUUGGUUGUUUUAUUAAACUAGGAAUAACUGUUCGUCCUCAUCUUUUUCCAUCUCUUUAGCCAUAUAAACCUGUUCUGCUUCCAUUACAUUGUAACCGGCUACAGCUGUGCUACUGAUGCUGACCAACACUGACACAAGCAUAGAGUUAUAUUUACAUUAUUCUUCUCUUCCCUCCCCUCCCUCAGUUUUACAUUCACAUCAAUCCUGUGAGGUAGGUUGCACUGUGAGACUAUGACUGGCCCAAGGACAGCCAGUAAACUUCAUUGAGGAGUCUGCAGUCCUAAUCUCCCCUACUUUGUACUACUUGGUGGUUGUUGUUGUUUAGUUGUUUAGCCGUGUCCAACUCUUCGUGACCCCCUGGACCAGAGCACACCAGGCACUCCUGUCUUCCACUGCCUCCCGCAGUUUGAUCAAACUCAUGUUGGUAGCUUCGAGAACACUAUCCAACCAUCUCCUCCUCUGUCGUCCCCUUCUCCUUGUGCCCUCCAUCUUUCCCAGCAUCAGGGUCUUUUCCAGGGAGUCUUCUCUUCUCAUGAGGUGGCCAAAGUAUUGGAGCCUCAGCUUCACGAUCUGUCCUUCCAGAGAGAGAGAGAAUGCCUCCACUGAUUUAUUUGGGAAGAUUUAAAAGCUAAUUCAAAUAAUUCUUUUAAGUAGUGUGUGUAAGGAUAACUGACUUCACGGGGCUUCCAAGUGUCUUUAAGGCAGCAUUCCCAUCCUGUGGACAUUGAAGAAGUCUUGCAUAGGCUAGCAUUGGAGAGUGGGGGAGGCAUAUACUAUGGUGUUUUUGUCCUCCCAUUUUAAGUGAUUCACUUGACUCAAGGCCCUUUUGGUACUUUUCGGUGAGUGACAGUUUUCAUUAUUCAACACCUUGAGAGACUGCGCAGUUAGCCCCAUGUGACCCCUUCCUUGCCCUUCUCCCUCCUGCAGCCUCCCCGCACUGCUAGGUGUUCAAAAGGAACGCUGGCGUUAUUAUCACAUGCAAGUGCCCAGCGUUGCCUUCCACUCCUGUCACGUUGCUUUCCUAUAUUCCUUUCUCGGCUGCUUUGCCCUGCCCACGUGCGCAUGCCGGCUGCUCCCACCCCACCCUGCUUGCAGAAACGGAGGUGUGAUGAUCCAAGUAGGAUUGCUUGCUGGGUUUCCCCGGCAGCAAGCAAUUUGUCGCUUCUUCGCUCCCUGCUUAAUUUCACGAACUUGUAAAUAUACAUGGCUUGCUCUGUUGCUUGCAGUUUUAUUCAAACCUGUUGCUGUUUCAAUCCCUCUGGGGAUCUGUAUGAUUUGCAUAGAAUAUUAGGUGGCAUUUGCUGUCUCUUCUCCUCAGUUCACAGGCAUGUGUGUGAAGAAUUUGGCUGGAUAUGCAAAUCUGUUGCUUUCCAAUCUUUGAUGCUCACUCGGCUGUGAUGGAAGUACGCUAUUUGCCCUUUCUAAAAUUCGGCUCAUUUGGAGAAGGAACUUCCAAGUGAACUCUUGUGCCUUGCAAGCUGAUGAAUCUGCACUAGCCUUUAAAAAUCCUGGAGAGAUUAUGUGUGUUUUUUUUGGGGGGGGGAGGGAGGUCUGUGCCACGGCUGUACAAUGCAGAGUUCUAAGACUGCAAAAACCUCUGAGUGCAACAGGAAAAAUGUUUCUGUGUGCACCAGCGGUAGGGCUGGUUUUCAACAUCACGAUAUAUCACCAGCUAAACGUUGUGAUAGGGAUGCGGGUGGCGCUGUGGGUUAAACCACAGAGCCUAGGACUUGCCGAUCAGAAGGUCGGCGGUUCGAAUCCCCGUGACAGGGUUAGCUCCCGUUGCUUGGUCCCUGCUCCUGCCAACCUAGCAGUUGGAAAGCACGUCAAAGUGCAAGUAGAUAAAUAGGUACCGCUCCGGCAGGAAGGUAAACGGCGUUUCCGUGCGCUGCUCUGGUUCGCCAGAAGCGGCUUAGUCAUGCUGGGCACAUGACCCGGAAGCUGUAUGCCGGCUCCCUCGGCCAAUAAAGCGAGAUUAGCGCCGCAACCCUACAGUCGGUCACGACUGGACCUAAUGGUCAGUGGUCCCUUUACCUUUACCUUUAUAAACGUUGUGAUAUAUCUGUAUAUCACAAUGUCUGACAUAAGGAUGGAACUAUGUAGAGGCGAAAAGUAGGGCUUGGGCGUUCAACAUCGUGAUAUAUCACUAGCUAAACAGCGCGAUGUAGCAUCGCAAUUCGCGAUACGUGACCAGAUCAAAAGUUAUGAAACCGUUACAGUGGUGCCUCGCAAGACGAAAUUAAUUCGUUCCGCGAGUUUUGUCGUCUUGCGAUUCUUUUCGUCUUGCGAAGCACAGUGUCGGGAAAGUUUUGGAAAAGCUUCAGAAAAUCACCAAAGUCUUCAAAAACCUCAAAAAAGGCUACCACACCGCGUUCUAUGAGUUGCUUCUCGAAGCCAAGUCGCAACUGUAUUAACGGUGUUAAGAAAAAGGAAACAAACUUGCAAGACGUUUCCGUCUUGCGAAGCAAGCCCAUAGGGAAAAUCGUCUUGCGAAGCGGCUCAAAAAACAAAAAACCCUUUCGUCUAGCGAGUUUUUUGUCUUGCGAGGCAUUCGUCUUGCGAGGUACCACUGUAUUACGCUAUGGACAUCAAACUGGUUUUGGAUGAUAUAUUGCCCAGCCCUAGUGUGUGAAUUAAAAAUAGCUGGGGGAGUCUGCAGUACCCCUUUCCCCUAUGCACACUGGGACUAGUCCCCCUCCAUCUAGAUAUCUGAUCACCUUGUGAGUGCUGAUGGAAUCAAGGUAGCUCAUAGUUGUCUUGUUUUUUCACAUGUGAAACAUGCAGGAAUAGAUUGCAGAACAGUAAUCUACCAUAGGUUAUUUGAGGAGGGCUUCAGUACAUGCUGGUGAUGGUUGGAAAUGGGGUAAACUGCAUGAAUUGUGCAAAAUGCUUGCAAAUGGGAGAGAUUCAAAGUGUCUUCGUUGGCCAGCCAGCCAGCCAGGCCCUGUAAGUUCUGCCACGCAUGGGCAAAAUUUGCUUUGGACACAAAAGGAAAACGUUUUUCUGGCCAUCUUAACAUGAUGCCGUGUCUCUUCUGAAACACCUUUUGCUGAUCCAUCGAUGUUGUGCUGGGGAUGGGGCCGCUUUCUUGACCCACUUCACAUUCACUGGCUUUUGUUAGCGCACAGCGGUGCGGAGAGCGGUUGAGAAUGCGGCCUGUUAUGCAACUCAGGUACACUUUCCCUGGUAGGCUAUUGACUUUCUCAUACUUCCCCAGGGGGCCAGUUUCCUUGGAAAUUUGAAUGAAACUAGGCCCCAGUCACCUGCGGGGAGGAGCAAGAAAUCACAUGUGAGCUGUGGCUCAUAGGGUGCCUGAAUAAGCCAUGAUGUGCAGGGUUGUUUUGGAUCAAUGUGGUUGCAUUGUAAGAACUGAGGCCAGUGAGGGCUGAAAACAGUUUUCCUAGGGAUUCUCAUCGUCUUCGUUUUACUCCAAAUCUCAAAAUAAACCCAGGGUCCUGGUACCCCCAAAGACUUACCUGUGCACACAACAAUUCUUUCUUUCCUUGUCUUAGUUUUACUUCGUUUUAACUGUAAACUCAAAGAGAUAAGAAAGUUACCAGUUGUGAGCGCCAUCUUUUAUAUAGGGCUUUAUAGUGUGUACAGCAGGCCUUUGCCCCCGAUGUUGUACUCCAGCUCCCAUCAUCAUGGGCCAUUGGCUAUGCUGGUUGGGACUGGUGAGGGUUGGGAGCCCAGUAACACCUCAAAGGUCACAAGUCCUCCCCAUUCUCCUGGGUUUGCAUUCUCCUGGUCCCAAUCCCAUGCUUUGCAUAUGAUGUCCCAAUCCUUAAAACAAUCCCUGUAUGGUAGGUUAGCGUUUUGUCCAUACUGGAGAUGGAGGUGAGUCACAGCUUGCCCAAAUCACAUAAUUAUAAUGCAAGAAUUAUACAGUGGUACCUUGGGUUACAGACGCUUCAGGUUACAUACGCUUCAGGUUACAGAUUCCACUAACCCAGAAAUAGUACCUCAGGUUAAGAACUUUUCUUCAGGAUGAGAACAGAAAUUGUGCUCCGGCGGCAGCGGGAGGCCCCAUUAGCUAAAGUGGUGCUUCAGGUUAAGAACAGUUUCAGGUUAAGAACAGACCUCUGGAACGAAUUAAGUACUUAACCCGAGGUACCACUGUAUUGAUAUCUCCUAGUUUAUAUGCUGUUCUAACAGCCGAGUGUCAGAAUCUCCUUUGCCACGAGUGAAUUAGGGCCAAUGCCUACAAACAAAUGCAUGGAGGACACGAAAUCGCUUGCUGCACCAGUGAGCUGUUGAUAAAUGGUGGCUCACCCAGUGUUAGAUACUCAGAUGUUUAAUCUAGGUGCCAGAUGACUCCUUAAACCGGUGGUUUUCAACCAGUGUGCCGUAGCACCCUGGGCUGCCUUGAAUGAUGGUCAGGGAUGCUGUAGGCAACACUGGCCUCUGUCCCUCCAUCGUCUGAUGCCCUCUCACAUCUCUGCCUCCCAAAGGCUUGCACAGCUGUUUGUUGCAGCAGCCCUGGCUAUAAGCUCCAUCGGUGAAUGGUGCCUCUGGGAGGGCACCUCUAUUUGGGGCAAGGGCGGGCAGCUCAAAGACUGGGGCAGCAGCUACGGCUGCCCAGAGGACUCUGAAGGAGAGGGGAGAGGAGGCUGAGGGAACAUUCCACAAGGAAGGGUGUUCAAAAAAAGGAUGAGAGGUUGCCAGCUCUGCAGGCAAGGGGAGACACAACUGGGCUCCUGAGCCACACAAGGGUGCCUCAGAAAGAAUAUAGUUGGUUAAGGGAGCCAUGAACUCAAAAAGGUUGAAAACCUCUGCCUUAACCAAGGUUGCAGUCACCAGAACAGAAUGUCUAUUUGCCAUUUUGGGGCAUGACUGCUCUAAAGUCUUUAUUUUUCAACUGAUGGACGGACUGACUGGCUGAUUCUCAGUUAAACAUCUGGCUAGUUCAGAUGACAACCUUGAAAGCUAGGCUAAGAACUUUGAGAACUUAAAAGAAGAAAAGUGACUUGAUUCAAGGAUAUAUAUUGGCUUAUUCCAAGCUCUUUUUUCUCAAUGGUGACUACUCCUCCUCAGGCGGCACAGAAAAAGCAAUUAGGUCCCAGAAAUACUUUCCGAUUGUGCAGCUAAAAUAUGAGUGAUAGAAUUCUAUAGGAUGGGGGUAUUAGUGUGUGGAAAACGGUCCAGAUCCAAUGAUCCCCAGGCAUGCACCUCCAGAUAGUGUUGUCAGGCACCAUCCUGGUACCCAGGCAUUUUCACUUGAUCACAAGUGGCUGAAAGCCAGGUGCAAGAUGCGCCUAGCGUCUGGCUAAUUUUGAACAUUGCACACCUGAUCUGGUUAACGCUGAAUUUUGUAGUGGUUCAAAGAGAUCUACCUGCUGCUGCUCAUGUUCAUGUUAUCACACAGAGUAGCUGCAGCAAAAUGAAGUGGCCACUGUGGAGAUUCUGGUUCCAAGAUGCAUCAUCUUUUGGUUUUGAAAUGGAGGAGGUGGCAAGGUUCAAGCCUGACUGGGAGCCAUGCUGAAUAACCUCAGAUGGUGGGUGCGACUGAUCUUCAGUGGAAGAUCUGCACUCCCCUGCGGGCAUCUCCUUGCAUAAUUACGGUUGCUUCACAUGUUCCAGGAUUAAGCCCUGGGUUUCAGAGUAGGUUUUAAGGCAGAGCCUGACUCGGAGCACUGGGCCUAGACCCAUAGGAAGAGAAGGAUUCAGUGUUAACAGGCCAUUUAGAGUGUUUUAGCAAGGCCUGCUCAGCCAUUAGGCAGGAUGCAGCUGCUGCCUCAGGCAGCAGAAGCCCCUGAAGCAGCGCCCCCAUGGCUGCCCUGCCUGUACCGCUGCCAGCGACGGAGAAGCAGCGCCAACAUCUGCGCCAGUUUCGGGUGAGGUCACAUCCAUUUGAGGUGAGAGCUAACCCCAAAUCAGCACGAUCUCGCCUGAAAUCGACACGGAUGCAGCACAGCGGUUGCGGCAAGCAGUAGCGGCGACAGGUCUGGUGGCAGCAGUGUUAGAAACUCAGAGAUGUAAUCUUUGUUGUUGUUGUUUAGUCGUUUAGUCGCAUCCGACUCUUCGUGACCCCAUGGACCAGAGCACGCCAGGCACUCCUGUCUUCCACUGCCUCCCACAGUUUGGUCAAACACAUUCGAGAACACUGUCCAACCAUCUCGUCCUCUGUCAUCCCCUUCUCCUUGUGCCCUCCAUCUUUCCCAACAUCAGGGUCUUUUCCAGGGAGUCUUCUCUUCUCAUGAGGUGGCCAAAGUAUUGGAGCCUCAGCUUCAGGAUCUGUCCUUUCAGUGAGCACUCAGGGCUGAUUUCCUUAAGAAUGAAUCGGUUGGAUCUUCUUGCAGUCCAUGGGACUCUCAAGAGUCUCCUCCAGCACCAUAAUUCAAAAGCAUCAAUUCUUCGGCGAUAUAGAUACAAGCUAGGCGCCAAUUGUCUCUUUAAACCAGGGUUAUAGUUGGCAAAACAGGCUGCCUAGUUGCCAUUUUUGGGGCCGGACGGUUCAAAAAGUUGUAUUUUUCAAUACGACUUUUAGGUUCCUGAAAUUCAUUCCGAUGGUGCCGAUAAAAUAUACCCGAUAGAGUUCUACAGGAUGUGGUUGCUAGUGUGUGAAAACAGUCAAGAUUCAAGGACCCCUCAGGCUCGCACCUCGAGAUGGUGGAGACCUCAGGUGCCAUCUUGGCGCCUUGGCAUCUUCACCUGGUCGCAAGUGGCCAAUAGCCAGGUACAAAGUGUGCUUGGUGCCUGGGUAAUUUCGAACAGUGGUCAGCCUGCCCCUACAGUGCUGGUCUUACUUGCCAAUUCUCCAUAACGAGACUUCAAGCUGCCGCUUGCCAGAGGUUGUGCUAAGAUGUCAAAAUCCCAAUCUUCCCCCACUGAAUAUUGCAUCCACCUAGCCAAGAUACCCCAGAGGUAUUUGAGCAUGAGUCUUAAGUCACCGUAUUUUUUGCUCUAUAAGACUCACUUUUUCCCUCCUAAAAAGUAAGGGGAAAUGUGUGUGCGUCUUAUGGAGCGAAUGCAGGCUGCGCAGCUAUCCCAGAAGCCAGAACAGCAAGAGGGAUUGCUGCUUUCACUGCGCAGUGAUCCCUCUUGCUGUUCUGGCUUCUGAGAUUCAGAAUAUAUUUUUUUCUUGUUUUCCUCCUCCAAAAACUAGGUGCGUCUUGUGGUCUGGUGCGUCUUAUAGAGCGAAAGAUACGGUGUGUGGUUGCAGAAGAGGUUUGGGCUCCCAAACAUUUCUCCUCAACUUGCACACACACAUACGCAUCCUCCCUGCUGCAUAGUGACCUUUGUUAUCGUGACAUCCUAGAGUCUGGAAAGUAGGUUAGAAUUCUGCAGCGCUUUGUGUAAGUGGGCCAGUUACACAAACCAGGUUACGUCCUGUCAUUUUGAAAUCAGUGUGAACUCCAGUAGUGGUGGAUUGGGGUGAGUUAAGAAGGGGUUGCCUUGUCGAGAAGUGAGUGGAGAAAACGCAACUCCUUUUCCUACUCCUCUUUAGCAACCCAAAGUUUUGCCAGUUGUCUGCAGUCUUCUAGUUCCCAGCAGCUUCUCUCUUUCCCUCUCGUCUUAAAAGCUCCAGGAAUUUUGGAAGCAGUCCAUCUGCAUGCGCCUGAGGAGUUUGCGUGCAUGAAGCCCCAGGAACUGGAAGGUUCUGCUGGUAAAAUAAACUUACACAGGAGUAACGUGAGAAAUCCCUUCUCUGCUUUCUGAUCUGUAGGCCAGGAAAGGAGUUUUAUCAGUCCUCCCUCUCAUGAUAUUCUUCAUGGUUCUUUAAGGCUGUGGCAGUUCUGUUAUAUCUCUGCUUCAAUAGCCUUGGCUAUUGGAAAAGCUGAGGUUCAGGGCAUGGGUAGGCGAUAGCAGAAGCGUUUCUGAAGAUCUAUAGUCAAUUUGCAUGGAAAUCUUAGUUUGCUGUAGAGAAGACAUGUGCAACAGCUCUACCUGUUUUAGAAUGCUUUAGCUUCUGAGCAACGGGUCUGCGGAUUUUGGCUGAGAUUUAUAGCCAAGCAUUGUUUCCGGCAAAGUUCCACUUUUUCACUUCCUGACCUGCAGAGACAAGGUAAGUCUCUUUUGCAUUCCCUGGCAGGGGACAAGUAGCGCGUUUACGGCAACCUUUCUUGUCCAUCCCAUGACGCUGGUUGGUGCUGUGUCCCAGCAAACUAACUUAAAUGUCCAUUCACCUGCUGGUGGUAAUAUUUGAGGAUCGCAGCUUCUGAAGUUUGCUAAUUGCAUGGGAGAGGGGGGCAGGGAGCUGCAAUUAGCUAAUUUGUGGGGUAAUAAAGGGACGCAGGUGGCGCUGUGGGUUAAACCACAGAGCCUAGGGCUUGCUGAUCAGCAGGUUGGCAGUUCGAAUCCCCGUGACAGGGUGAGCUCCCAUUGCUCGGUCCCUGCUUCUGCCAACCUAGCAGUUUGAAACCACGUCGAAGUGCUAGUAGAUAAAUAGGUACCACUCCAGCGGGAAGGUAAACGGCGUUUCCGUGCGCUGCUCUGGUUUGCCAGAAGCGGCUUAGUCAUGCUGGCCACAUGACCCGGAAAGCUGUACGCUGGCUCCCUCGGCCAGUAAAGCGAGAUGAGCGCCGCAACCCCAGAGUCAGUCACGACUGGACCUAAUGGUCAGGGGUCCCUUUACCAAAAGGGAAGAGAAUUGCAUAGCAAUAGGAGAACAUGGAUUGUAUGAACCCGAUCUCCUAAUGUGGCCAAACAAGGGUUGUCUUGGUUGUGUCUGCCUGAUAGCCAAUUAGUAGGUGAUCAGUUUAGCGUCUGUUGAUUCUGCAUUCGCAAAGAAUUGUGAAUUUUUGCUUGGUUGUGUGACUACUGCAGUUGGGAGACUUAGGCUCUUGAGAGCAUCCCUUUAAAAAAAAAAAGCUGUGUGGAUAAACAUGAGUUCACAUAGUCACUUAAGAUCAGGCAUAGGCAAACUCCAGCCCUCCAAAUGUUUGGGACUACAAUUCCCAUCAUCCCUGACCACUGGUCCUGUUAGCGAGGGAUGAUGGGAAUUGUAGUCCCAAACAUCUAGAGAGCCAGAGUUUGCCUAUGCCUGCUUAAGAUGGUUCUUCUGUGCAUCCUAGGCAAUGAAUUUGUAUCUCAGUUGGGAGACUAUAGGCGAGUCUGUUGUAUUAAUUUUUUGUAGCCAACAUGUAUUUAUAUAGAGAAUAACAUGUUGCAGAAUACGCUUGCGAAAAACCGUCAGGGCAGUCCCUCUGACUUUCAACACUGCCCUCAGUAAUUACUUGGGCCACAUAGAAAGUGGCAUGUGCUGUAAAAUGUUUAUCAACAUCUGGGGAGGUGAGAGGGAGUGUAUGAGAACUAUGUGGUACUUUAUUUCCUUUCUCCAGAUUUUGAGAUAAUGGCAAGAGUUGGUACCAGCCUUUCUUGCUUGCUGAAGCCAGACAUACUGUACAUGAUUUUAUUUUUUGCAUUUUCAUUCUAUGUUUCUCCCCUCAAUGUGCCAUAUAUGUUUUAUCCCCAUCCUCAGUUACCGUAUUUUGCGCUCCAUAGGACGAUCCGGCCCAUAGGGCGCACCUAGUUUUUUGGGGGGGAAAUAAAGAAAAAUAUUUUUAUUUCCCCCCCAGGUGUGGGGCUGGAAGAACUAGGUCGGGGAACAGCGGGUAGGCGCGCUCUGGCUCCCCGGUGUCCCCCGUGCUUGUGGGGCUGGCGAUGGGGAGAAGUGCGCUGAUCCCGGGACUGCAGGCAGCUCUGCGCGGCCAUCGGUAGCGGGGCGGGACUUCGCGCCCUGCUCCUGGUGGCCGCGCAGAGCUGCGCUGAGCCGGGCGGCAGGCAGCUCUGUGCCGCCAUCCGGAGCGGGGCGGGACUUCGCGCCCGGCUCCUGGUGGCCGCGCAGAGCUGCGCUGAGUCGGGGACGGCAGGCAGCUCUGCGCCGCCAUCCGGAGCGGGGCGGGACUUCGCGCCCCGCUCCCGGUGGCCGCGCAGAGCUGCGCUGAGUCGGGACGGCAGGCAGCUCUGCGCCGCCAUCCGGAGCGGGGCGGGACUCGCGCCCAGCUCCCGGUGGCCGCGCAGAGCUGCGCUGAGCCAGGGACGGCAGGCAGCUCUGCGCAACCCUCGGAGUCAGUCUCCCGAGGGUUGCGCAGAGCUCCUGAAGCCUGGAGAGCGCGAGGGUCAGUGCGCACCGACCCCUCUCGCUCUCCAGGCUUAAGCGAAAGCCUGCAUUCGCCCCAUAGGACGCACACACAUUUCCCCUUCAUUUUUGGAGGGGAAAAUGUGCGUCCAAUGGUGCGAAAAAUACGGUAAUUCCCACAACAACCGAUGUAGGUUAGGCUGAGAAGCAGCAACAGAGUGGGGAUUUGAACUCUAGCCUCGAAGCCCAGAGCCUAUUAGAACAACAAUCAGCAGAAAAAGGAGGGGUCAUCAAGGAGGACUGCGCUUCAAAAUAUUAAAAUUGAGAACAAUGUGGGAAAAGCCCCCUGCGUGAUUAUAGAAAUAAGGAAUGGCCAAAUAAAACAAGAUAGUGAGUUAUACCAGCGACUGACUGAUCGCGAGAGGAGAUUGUUAAUAUCAGGAUUGGAAAAUUGUGAAGUAAUAAAGAAGAUAGCAGAAAGAUAAAGGAUGGGCAUUUGGCUUUUGAAAUCCAGAACAUGGGAAGUCCCACUGAAAUUAAUUAAUUUGGAUUAUAUAAUUGGCUAUAUUGUUUUUUGUAUGUGGAAAGAUUUGGUUUGAAUUUGUUAUUAAUGUGAAUGUUUUUUUAAUUGGAAAAUGAAUAAAAAUUAUUUACAAAAAAGAGGAAAAAAAGAACCCUAGCCUUGUGAGGUUCUUUUUUUUUUAAGAAUACAUUUUUAUUAAUUUUUAACAUAUUAACAUUCAUACAACAGAACUUCACAUCUUAUACAAUAUUUUUUGGACUUCCGUCAAUGCCUCUGAUGAUUUUCCGUUCUUAUCACUUAUGCAUUUCUUAAUUUCAUAUUACCUUUAAUUAUCUUUAACUAAUAAUUAUCCUCAUUGUCUUUUUUUGCAGUAUUUCAAAUAAUCCACCUUGCAAACCUACUUGCGUAAUCUGUCCAUCACUAUUACUUUUCAAACGCAGUAGUCUGUAAAUUUCCUCCAGUCUUCUGAGAAUCUCUGGUCCCGCAGGUUUCGAAGCCUUCCUGUUAGUUUAUCUAAUUCUGCAUAGUCCAUCAAUUUCAUUCUCCAUUCUUCUUUCGUUGGUAAUUCUUCUUGCUUCCAGUUUUGUGCCAAAGCCUUGUGAGGUUCUAGUCCGACACAGUAACCCCUGGCAAGCCAGUGCCUGGAUUUCUGCAGGCAGCAAAAGCCAUUUUGUUUUACUGUGAAAAUCUCUGAAAUGAGAAGUAAUCGACUAUAGAAUAACAAAAAUUAAAAAAAACUAGAAUUAAACAAAAACUUAACAAGAUGCCGGCUACAAAGCUCGUUUCACUGAACUAAUCAGUUUCCUCAGAAGGAAAUAAAGAAAUUAUAAGAUUUUAAGUGAUAUCAAACAAGCUCUGGAGCAGGGCUAGAAAUGCUUCCUCGAGUUUACAAAAAAGGUAUGAAAACCAUAUGCUACAACAGCAGCAAGAAUACUCAUUGCAAAGUAUUGGAAGACACAAGAUCUACCCACUCUGGAAGAAUGGCAGAUGAAGGUGAUUGACUACAUGGAAUUGGCGGAAAUGACUGGCAGAAUCCGAGACCAGGGAGAAGAGUCGGUGAAAGAAGACUGGAAGAAAUUUAAAGACUAUUUACAGAAAUAUUGUAAAAUUAAGGAAUCUUAGAAGGAUGUUGGAUAGAAACUAAGAGGUUUUUAGCUGUAAUGCUUUAAGAGAUAUGAAAAAAGGUUUACAAUUGGGUAAAAGCUUAAUGGUAAGGAUUUGCUGAACUAACAAACUGAACGGGAAUACAAAAAAGGGAGGUACGAGGAGGUCCGGGGAAAGAAGUGUAGGGAAGAUAGGUUAUGGAAAAUUAAUGUCUUUUUAACUGUUUUAUUUUGUAUGUUUCUUUUUAUUUUUUACUUUUUUGUUAUAUUUUAAAAACUUUAUCUUUUUUUUGUAUUCUGUAUUUUUUGUAUUUUUUGAAACUUUAAUAAAUAUCAUUUUUUUAAAAAAAGGUAUGAAAACCUCAAUGACAAGUUUUAAACAUAGCCCUAUUUAACUUGUUUGAGUCUCUGCUUUGUGAAUGACACAGCACCUCUGUGGCUUAAUGUUGCUUCUGUUCUCCGCAGGCUCCCUUCUUUCACUUAGGCUGAGAUUUAUGGACUUGUACAUGAUGAAUUGCGAACUCUUGGCGACGUGCAGCGCCCUGGGCUUCUUGGAAGGGGACACCUACCACAAAGAGCCGGAUUGCUUAGGUGAGAGACCCCAGGGGGUAGCAGGUGUAUAUUGGAGGUUUAAAGGGGGGGGGUGCGGUAUGCCUGUCACAAACAGACUCAUUAAUGGAGCCAGUUGAUAUGGGGAUGUGGAUGGGGGAUGCAUUUUAGGGAAGCGUGUGAUUUUUAUACACUUAGAAAAACCGAUCCGUCAUAAGAGCACAAGACUCUUAAUCUCAAGGUUGUGGGUUCAAGCCACCUUGGGCAAAAGAUUCCUGCAUUGCAUAAGAAAUAAUAAUAAUAAUAAUAAUGUUGUAAUUUAUAUCCUGCCCAUCUGGCUGGGUUUCCCCAGCCACUCUUUGCAGCUUGCGGCAUAUACAGGUGAAACUCGGAAAAUUAGAAUAUCGUGGAAAAGUUCAUUUAUUUCAGUAAUUCAACUUAAAAGGUGAAAUUAAUAUUUGAGAUAGACUCGCAAAGCAAGAUAUGUCAAGCCUUUAUUUGUUAUAAUUGUGAUGUUAUAGUUGUGGCUGUUAAACAAUAAAUAACAAUGAUAUAUGUGUGUGUGUUUCAGUACCUCAUGUUACAUACACUUCAGGUUACAUAUGCUUCAGGUUACAGACUCCGCUAACCCAGAAAUAGUACCUCGGCUUAAGAACUUUGCUUCAGGAUGAGAACAGAAAUCGUGCUCUGGCGGCGCGGCGGCAGCAGGAGGCCCCAUUAGCUAAAGUGGUGCUUCAGGUUAAGAACAGUUUCCGGUUAAGUACGGACCUCCGGAACGAAUUAAGUACUUAACCUGAGGUACCACUGUAUUGUCAAGAUAAUCAGGGGUUUCUGUUUUCUCCGUUUUUAAAAAGGGCUUCUUCUUUUUGCAGCAAUAAUAUUACUUCUUGUAUAACCUUGCUUAAUUUUUAAGUGGUGGGACAGGAAUUCCAUGUGCUUUUUUGUUUUACAUCCUUUCCAUUGUUGCUCCCACAUAACCCUUCUCUCCCUGCCCAUCUCUCCGUGUUCAGAGAGUGUGAAAGACUUGAUCCGCUACCUGCGCCACGAAGAUGAGACGAGGGAUAUUCGGCAACAGCUGGGGGCGGCGCAGAUUCUGCAAAAUGACCUGAUCCCUAUCAUCGUCCAAUACCCUCAAGACAAACAGCUCUUUGAUGCUGUUAUCAGGUAACCCGCGUGGGUGAGGGAUGACUUGCUUGGCUCCUGUAGGUUUAAUAAAACCCAUACAUUAAUAUUAUAAUAAUCAGGAGCUCACCAAGUUAAUAGCUAAAUAUCGUCGAAACACAUUGCAGAUGUCUGAUCUCCCUGGAGACCUAGAGAUGUAAUGUUAGACUGCUUUGCUUCUUACAUUUGACAAAUGUUUUCUGUCACUGGGAAGGCGGUAAUUCUGUAUUGAUUUGCUAUGGAUGUUUGUAUGCGAUGCCAAUAAAAGGUUUGAUGAAGGAAUUAAUAUUAUUCAUGUAUGUACAAUGUUCCCUGACAGCGCUUUGAUGAGAGACAGGACUAAUAACUCAUUUCAGUCCAAAGCCUUGAUUGUGAAGAAGUCGGAGGUCAUGGUGUAAGGGUAUACAAUGCAUAAAAUUGGGAUACAGUCAUACCUUGGAUUAAAGUAGCUUCGGGAUGAGUAUUUUCGGGUUGCACGCUGCGGCGACCCAGAAGUAAUGGAGUGCGUUACUUCCGGGUUUUGCCGCUCGCGCAUGCGCAGAUGGUCAAAAUGAUGUCAUGCGCGGAAGCGGUGAAUCGCAACCCACAGACACGGGUUGUGUUCGCUUCAGGAUACGAACGGGGCUCCGGAACGGAUCCCAUUCGCAUCCAGAGGUACCACUGUAUAUCUAAGGAGUGACCCUUUAUAAGGAGAUACAAAAAUACUCUGAAAAAAGGAAUGCCUGCAAAAAUUGUGACAGGAACUUUGAUAAUGUUCCCAGCUUUCUUUAAUUUUGAUCUGCUUCAUCUGUCGUGGAGCUACGGCCCGAUGGCAAACCACCACUCUCUGAUCUGGAUUGGGCCUGUAUAAUUUGUGGCCCGCAAAGCUGAAUGCAGCCUCCUAGGGACACAAUAAGGGAAGAGUGACAUUCAACCAAGUUUUAUUCAGAAUUAAAAUGAACUUGGUCGUAUUGAUUCAUUUCCUUGGCUCUGCUCUGAGUAAGACUUGGUUGAAUGCCACCUAGAGUUUAAGAUGAGUGUUCCUCCUGAGAGAGCCCUUUCUCUUGUGGCCAUAUACCUAGAAUCAUAGAAUUGUAGAGUUGGAACCCAAGGGUCAUCUAGUCCAACCCCCUGCGAUGCAGGAAUCUCACCUAGACCUUCCAACCUUAAAAACCUCCAAGGCGGAGAGUCCACCAUCUCCCAAGGGAGUCCAUUGCACUGUCAAACAGAGCUUACCGUCAGAAAGUUCUUCCUGGUGUUUAUACAUAAUCCCCUCACUUGUAACGUGAAUCCAUUGGUUUGAGUCCUACCCUCGAGAGCAGGAGAAAACAAGCUUGCUCCAUCUUUCAUGUGACAGCCCUUUAGAUAUUUGAAGAUGGCGAUCAUAUCACCUCUCGGUCACCUCUUCUCCAGACUAAACAUACCCGGCUUCCUUAGCUGUUCCUCAUAAGGCUUGGUUUCCAGACCGUUGGUUGCCCUCUGAAAGCAGGAUCCUGAACGUGGCUUUGCUUAAUGAUCAGAAGAGAUGGGCCUGUUUUUUUCCUACUAUGAGAAAAGGUGCUUCUUUGUAAUGCACUCUAAUUUUAAGACUUAAAAUGAGCCCCAAAGACUGUAUCAUCUGCUGGUUUUAAACCUGGCUCCAGAAAGCCUCAGGUAAAAUAAAUUUCAGUUCUUCCUCCUUAUUUCUCACAUUCGCUCUCCUUGAACAGAGCAGGCCAGCCAGUGGAAUCUCUAGUUUUAUCAGUGGCAGCCUUAAGCAGAGAACCACUAGUCCCAUCAAGGCUGUCACUCGCUUAGGACUCCGUGAAGCUAUUUCACAAUAAUUGUUGGAGCCUCUUAUUUUGUUUUCUUUUUCUCCUAGGUUAAUGGUAAACUUAACCCAGCCAGCUGUCCUCUGCUUUGGCAAACUCCCCCAAGAAGCCAGCUUCCGACACCAUUUCCUGCAAAUUGUCUCUUAUCUGCAGGCUUACAAAGAAGUGAGUGGUUCGUACUGGUGUCGCUCAUCUUCCAGUUCUUCCUGGGAUCCAUGUGGGACUGCCUUGUGUUUCUUGAGCAGCACCACAUUUUUAUUAAUAAGAAAUACAUUGGAAAACAAAAGAGAAACAACUACUAUCAGUGCUUGAUUUAUAGCGUAGAAUGCAACUGCUUUAUACCUUGGUUUACGAACUUAAUCCAUUCCGGAAGUCAGUUCUUAAACCAAAGCAUUCUUAAACGAAGGCAUGGUUUCCCAUAGCAGCGGGGGGCUUAAUUUACAAAUGGAACACACUCAACAGGAAGCGGAACAUGUUCUGCUUCCAAGGCAAAAGUUCACAAACCAAAACACCUACUUCCGGGUUUGCAGUGUUCUUAAUCCAAGUUGUUCAUAAACUAAGCUGUUCUUAAACCAAGGUGCCACUGUAAUAUGAUCACGGGACACCCAGAAAGCAUUAAACAAUGCAGCUACAUAAGAACGUGAAUAAUUCCCCAAAUAUGAACAAGUCUUUGCUAGCACUGUGUGAUUCGGGAUUACAACUGGGUUUGCCCCCGGUAUCACUGGAUGCUCUUCCUCUUAUCUAUCCAUAUUCUGCAACGACAACAGAAAUACCGUAUUUUUCACUCCAUAAGAUGCACUUUUUUUGUCCAGAGGCAAAAAGCAGAUCAUGCUUUUUUUUUUUUUUGGAAAGAGAAGACUAAAGCAAUAAGGAGAGAAAUUAGAAGAAAAGGAGGAGCAAAAAAACUGCUCCAGCUAAGGAAAAGACACUAAGGCAAACAAGAGGGAAGGGAGUGUUGAAAGGAAACAGCGGAUCGGUGGGAUCAGAAGAGAGAUAAGAGACGCUAGCGGAGGCUGCCUGGGAGGGGGGAGGUAAAAGCCCAAGGAUCCUCAGGAUUUUUACAUUGGGUCACCCCAAAUUCACCAUCAGAUCACAUAGUGUGUCCAUGGCUAAAGCCUGCACCAAAAAAAAUCACUCACCCACUUGCUUGGGGCCGCUAUGACGCAAAAACGUUACAAAGCAUGGAUCUGUUGGCUAUUUGCAGUUUAGUAGCGCUGCAGAGAGCUUGCUGGGGAGACCAUGCAUUAAAAGGGAAUCAAAAAGUACUUAAACAAGGUUUUAAUAAGAAAAACAAAAACUCCAGUUACACUAAAUACAUCAACAGCCAUGACCCAACCACCAACCCAUCCCCCAGGGUAAUGGGAGAGCUAGGUGCUACUCCUUAUAUACUACACCCAAUUGCUGACACAGCUUAAUCAAUACAACUCAGCAGCACCUGCUGUGUUUCACAGCUGUAAAGCUGGGUCUCGUUAUCUUGCUCUGGCCCCUUAAAGGCAUACACAUCGGGUGGAACAAUGAUGAACCUUUACAUUUAAAGAAACCAUUCAACAGGAUCCACAUGGAUCCUCAGGAUUUUUGCAUUGGGUCACCCCAAAUUCACCAUCAGAUCACAUGUCUGUGGCCACAGCAUGAACCACAAAAAUCAUACAUCCACUGUUUCGUUCAGAAUAUUCUUUUUCUUGUUUUCAUUCUCUAAAAACUAGGUGCGUCUUCCAGUCGGGUGCGUCUUGCGGAGCGAAAAAUAUGCCAUGCUACACUAUACUACACCGAAACAUUUCAAUGUUUCUUUGAUUGCCCUUGAACCUUCCUGCCGUGCUUGUCAUCCUCUCCUGCCACACCCUCCGACAACCACUGCUCUAGGGGUGUUGUAAACAAAAAUUGCCCUUUUCCCUUAUGGGGUAUCCAAGAGCCCAUAUAGAGUCCUUACAUAGGUUCCCUAUUGGUAGGAGAGAAUAACAGAGGCCAACCAGAGAAUACUGAGAAGCAAAGCAGCUAGUAAGCUUGAUCUUUAUUGAUCUGUUGCAACAGAGUGCUCCCCUCACCCACAGGAGAGGAGGAGGAACCCCGAAAAAUGGCGUGCAAGGCCUUAUAAAGACUUUUGAAAUUCCCACCCUGUAGAUCAGGACCACCCCCAGAAACAUCAUAUAUACAUCACAGAAGGGGUGUAACCUAAGACCACCCCUCAGAUACAUCGCACCUACAUCACAGAAAAGGUGGUCUAAAACAGAAAUUUGAAUAUUGUUUUUCUCUUGUUGUUUAUCUCCUGUCCGGCACGUUACUUGAUUGGAUUGCCUGGGGAGCCUGGCCAGUCUUUUGUAGUGAUAAAUACUUAGUUCCUGGGGCAGGUCAAAAGCUCACACCCUAUUCAAACACAGACAUACCCUUAAGACAGGAUUUGUGAAGGAAAAGACAGUGGGGAGGCUUUUCCACUUUGACCUUGCAGAGAAAACAUUUGUUCAGUUUGGGACAGUUUGGGAAUCAAAAUGGUUCCAAGUCGGUCUUCCUGUGCUGAUCUAUGUACGUGCUUGGUUGGUACGCUUAUGAACAUUACCAUAUAUCUAAGGUCAUAAAAUUCCUAUCACGGGGAGACUAACACGCUUCCUUCCCCACCUUGUAGGCAUUUGCCAACGAGAAGAUCUUUGGGGUACUGAGUGAAAAACUAUAUGACCUGCUGCAGCUGGUGAGUAGUACCGUUUUGGUCACAGAAGCAGCGCUUUGUGGGGAAUCCACUCCCCAAGUGCAGGGAGCCAGAAGGGAUUUAGGGAAAGGAUGUGGAAGGGGACCAAAAAAAAGGGGGGUGAGGGCAAGGUUGGGUUUUGGGUGGAGGCAAAAAAGCUCUGCCCCAUGAACCCACUUGUGUUGUGGGGGGUUUAUAUAUGAUGACCUGCCCCUUCCUUCCUUCCUGCCCCCAGGACUGGGAACAGCGUCAGGAGGAGGAUAACCUCUUAAUCGAGCGGAUCCUGCUGCUCGUGCGCAAUGUGCUGCACGUCCCGGCCGAUCCCGAUGAGGAGAAGGUACUCGCAUGUCUGAAGGGGGGGCACCCGAUUGUGGUCAGGCUGCUACUGGUCUAGGGCUUUGCCUGAAGGUGUAAAAGAAACACCUGAGCCAUUGCAGAGGUUCACCUACCUGUAUCUCUGCUUUCACAGCAGUCACUGCUUUGUUGUUUUUUUAUACCCCGUUUUAGGGUGAAUUACUGUACUUUUCCGUGUACAGUGGUACUUCAGGUUAAGUACUUUAUUCGUUCUGGAGGUCCGUACUUAACCUGAAACUGUUCUUAACCUGAAGCACCACUUUAGCUAAUGGGGCCUCCUGCUGCUGCUGCGCUGCCGGAGCCUAAUUUCUGUUCUCAUCCUGAAGCAAAGUUCUUAACCUGAAGCACUAUUUCUGGGUUAGUGGAGUCUGUAACCUGAAGCGGAUGUAACCUGAAGCAUAUGUAACCUGAGGUACCACUGUACAAGACAAGGUUUUCAUAUUUUAAAACUGUGUUUAAAAAUUGGGGGGUUGUCUUAUACAGUAUGUAACUUCAGGUUACAUACGCUUCAGGUUACAGACUCCACUAACCCAGAAAUAUUACCUCAGGUUAAGAACUUUGCUUCAGGAUGAGAACAGAAAUCUUGCUCCGGCGGCAGCAGGAGGCCCCAUUAGCUAAUAUGGUGCUUCAGGUUAAGAACAGUUUCAGGUUAAGAACGGACCUCCGGAACGAAUUAAGUACUUCACCCGAGGUACCACUGUGCACGGAUAGUACACAUAGGUGGGACGUGGUUUUUGUUGCUGUGGUGAGCUGGAGAUUGUCAGCGGCUGUUGGGCGUGUUAUUGGUGGCUUCAGCAAGGGCCACCCGCCCCUCCCAAAAGCUCAACAACUCUGGGCUACCCUUUCCCCCCAAAAAGCUCGACAACUCUGGGCAAUCCUCUCUGUCUUAUAUACGGGGGCAUGUUAUAAAUGAACGGUUUCGAUAGUCGGACGGACUCCCAGAACAGAUUAUGUUCAAGAACCAAGGUACCACUGUAUAUAUAUUUAACACAACCUUCUUGUUCCUUGGGACGCGGGUGGUGCCGUGGGUUAAACCACAGAGCCUAGGACUUGCCGAUCGGAAGGUUGGCGGUUCGAAUCCCCGCGACGGGGUGAGCUCCCGUUGCUCGGUCCCUGCUCCUGCCAACCUAGCAGUUCGAAAGCACGUCAAAGUGCAAGUAGAUAAAUAGGUACCGCUCUGGCGGGAAGGUAAACGGUGUUUCCAUGUGCUGCUCUGGUUCGCCAGAAGCUGCUUAGUCAUGCUGGCCACAUGACCCGGAAGCUGUACGCCGGCUCUCUCAGCCAAUAAAGCGAGAUGAGCGCCCCAACCCCAGAGUCGGUCACAACUGGACCUAAUGGUCAGGGGUCCCUUUACCUUUUGUUCCGUGGAAUGCAGUUUGAAAGCCAGCAAUGGACAGUGUCCCUGUCCUCAACAACCACAGUGUCUGUUCUUCCUUCCUUCCUUCCCCUCACCCUUUGGUAUCCCUACUCAGAAGUAGAAGCACCUUAGGUCAUGAGGACCCCAGUGCCCUUGUACUCAGGCUCCUGUGGUCUUUCCCAUAGAACAUUGACGACGAUGCCAACACUCAUGACCGGGUGCUAUGGGCCAUCCACAUCAGUGGCAUGGAUGAUCUGCUCAAAUUCUUGGCCAGCUCCCAGAGCGAGCAGCAAUGGAGCCUGCACGUGCUUGAGAUCAUCUCACUUAUGUUCCGGGACCAGGUAAGCAAGGGGAGGAGGACGAGGGUUGGGCAAGGCGGGCGAAAAUCUGCAGGUGGCUGGUUGGGCUGUCCAUUGGAUACAGUCUCUGUGUUAGAAGUUGGCAGUGCUAUUUUUCUAGAAAAAAAGGUGCUGGAGCUCACUAUGAACGCCUCCCUUGUUCUCUUACACAGUCAUACCUUGGAAGUCAAACGGAAUCCGUUCCAGAAGUCUGUUCGACUUCCAAAACGUUCAGAAACCAAAGCGAGGCUUCAGAUUGGCUGCAGGAAGCUCCUGCAGCCAAUCAGAACCUCCGUCGGCCGCUCGGCUUCCAAAAGAAUGUUUGAAAACCAGAACACUCACUUCCGGGUUUCGAUCUUUCGGGAGCCGAUUUGUUCUGGAGCCAAGGCGUUUGAGAUACACAGUACAACUGUAAUGGCAAUGGCGCCCACCGGAGAGGUGCCGGAACUGAGUUUCUGGCUGAAGAAACGCUCUUGAAGUGGGAAUGAAACCCCAGGAACUUAGUGGCAUUCAAAACUUACAUACUGUAGAAAGGGAAGAAGGAAGAGGGAGAGUUUGAAUUGUGAUACAAGACGAAAGGGGAGAUGGCAAUAGUUUUCACCUGUACUUGUGAGAGACAUGUGGGGUGGGGUGUAAUUGGGGCAGUUUUUGGUGGGUUGGGAAACAGCGGUUGCUAACAAAACUUAGUGAAUAAUAUUUAUUUAUUUAUACAUACAUACAUACAUACAUACCCCACCCAUCUGGCUGGGCUUCCCCAGCCACUCUGGGCGGCUUCCAACAAAAUAUUAAAAUACAGUAAUGCAUCAAACAGUAAAACUUCCCUAAACAGGGCUGCCUUCAGAUGUCUUCUAAAAGUCUGGUAGUUGUUGUUCUCUUUGACAUCUGGUGGGAGGGCGUUCCACAGGGUGGGUGCCACUACCGAGAAGGCCCUCUGCCUGGUUCCCUGUAACUCGGCUUCUCGCAGUGAGGGAACCGCCAGAAGGCCCUCAGUGCUGAACCUCAGUGUCCAGGUACAACGAUGGAGGUGGAGACGCUCCUUCAGAUAUAUUGGACCGAGUAUAUCUGAUACAUAGGAACAGGACUUCCAGGUUUAGAGACAAUAUGCCUUCAGAAAACACAUGUGAAGGGCAAGAACUGACUUUUCUUGAGCGUGGUCAUUUUGUGAGUCUUUUCACCUGGUCACUGUUAGGUGAAGUGAUGGGUGAGUUAGUUGACAUUACCCAAGGAUGAGGAGCCUGUGUUCCUUUAGAGCUCGCUGACCAAGCCAGCAGGGCCCAGUGGCCGGACAUGUUGGGUGUUUCAGUCCAUCAACAUCUAAAUGGCCACAGGUUAACCUUCCCCGGUCAAACCUAACACAGUUGUCCUUAUGUUUAGCAUUUUGUAAGCCUUCUCAAAGUUAGGAGGCACAGAAGACAGGCAGAAAGAUUGCCUUGUCCUAGAGGCUACCUGCAGUGACAACUCUCUGCCUGGGAUGGGCUUGGUAUUCGGUGAGCCUAGCUUGGCUUGCAGGAAGUCACAGAAGUCCGUGUCCCCAACAGAACCCAGAGCAACUGGCAGGAACAGGGCAGGCCCGCUCAGCCAAGGAGCAGAGCGCAGACGCCGCUGAGUUGGAGCACCUGAGGCAGAAGGAACUGGCUGAGAAGAAGAGCCGGGUUCUCCAGCGGAGCAGCAGGUGAGGCAGUGUGGAUUCGAUUUAAAUCAAAUCGAUUUAAAUCACUCGUCAGUAAGACCUAUGCUUCUAACACUUCUGAUCCUUGAUUCAAACUAUGCUUGUUCCCCUGAUAUAUGCAUCUGCUUCUCCCUUUCUCCGCAGGCACUCUCGUUUCGGUGGCUGCUACGUCAUUCAGGGCCUGAAGUCUUUUGGAGACAGAGACGUUGUGAUGCAUAAGGGACUACAGAAUGUAAGUUGAUGUGGGUGCAGGUGUGUGGGUGUGUGUGGUGGGGAGAGUCGUUGCCUGGCAGUGCUCAAAGUUGAAGGCCUCCCUUUGCUACUUUGGGUUGUGAAGUGUGUUAAGUAUAGUAAUUUAAUUCGCAGACAUUGUCAAUGCUUGCAUGCGUUAAAAGGUAAAGGUAAAGGGACCCCUGACCAUUAGGUCCAGUCGUGGCCGACUGUGGGGUUGUGGCGCUCAUCUCGCUGUAUAGGCCGAGGGAGCUGGCGUACAGCUUCCGGGUCAUGUGGCCAGCAUGACUAAGCCGCUUCUGGCGAACCAGAGCAGCGCACGGAAAUGCCGUUUCCCUUCACGCUGGAGCGGUACCUAUUUAUCUACUUGCACUUUGACGUGCUUUCGAACUGCUAGGUUGGCAGGAGCAGGGACCGAGCAACGGGAGCUCACCCCGUUGCGGGGAUUCGAACCACCAACCUUCUGAUCGGCAAGCCCUAGGCUCUGUGGUUUAACCCACAGUGCCACCCGUGUCCCUUGCAUGCAUUACUUUGUGUUUAAAUUGGAUUGGUUGGUAACCGAGUUCUAGAGAGUUCUGUAGGGGUUCUCAUGUGAUUGGCUAUCGUUGGUCACAUGGGAGGCAUACAGUGAAGGAGAGACUCUGUCUAAUGUGAGGCAGGAUGGCUGUGUUUUAGAAUCCAGAGUGAACACUGCUGGGUUGAAUCGAGUGUCGGAGUGCUUCUUCUCCGCUUGGGAGAAAGAGAGCAAAGAUGCAGGAGAAGGCAAAAGUGGGCAAUCUCUCAUAGGAGCUGCAAGGCAUGGCCUAACUGAGAUACAGAAGGCUGAGUGCUGAGCUCUGGAAAGAGAGGAAAAUACAGUUGUUUAGAAGUUAGAAGAAGAGACCGUAAGCCCAUGCUUGAGCAAGCACGCAACUUUAAAUAUUAUGUUUUAAUUCAUCUAUAACUUGAGAUUCUGCAAGUACAGCUUUUGAAUGUUAAAGUCUGGGCAUUGGUUUAAUUUCCAAAGAAGGGUGUCAGUCGUGGUUUGAGCUUCUUAGCUGCGUUUUCGCUACUCUUACUUCAACAACAAAGUGGGUAGCCCAGAAAGCCCCCCACUUGCCUACCCUUACAAGCCCCCUCAAUUGCAGAGGAAGCUGCAGUUGUGGAUUCUUCACCUUUACUCCUCCUCUGGUGCCCUUGCGUCCCUCAGGUGUGGAGAACCUGUGGCCCUCCAGCCGUCGCUGAACUACGCUUCCCCAGCAGCCCCAGCAAGCAUGGCCAAUGGCCAGUGAUUAUUGGAGUUGUAGUUCAACAACAUACAGAAGUCCAGGGGUUCCCCACACAUGGUGCGCACCUCCCUCGCAUGCUUGCUAGAGCAAGUAGGACUUACAGGCAGGGCGAGAGUAGGAAUGGGGCAGGAGAAAUAAUAAUAAUAAUUUAAUAUUGAUACCCCGCCCAUCUGGCUGGGUCCCCCCAGCCACUCUGGGCAGCUUCCAACAAAACACUAAAAUACAAUAACCUAUUAAACAUUAAAUGCUUCCCUAAACAGGGCUGCCUUUAGAUGUCUUCUAAAAGUUUGGUAGUUAUUUUUCUCUUGGUGGGAGGGCGUUCCACAGGGCGGGUGCCGCUAGCGAGAAGGCCCUCUGCCUGGUUCCCUGUAACUUGGCUUCUCUCAGCAAGGGAACCGCCAGAAGGCCCUCGGUGCUGGACCUCGGUGUUCGGGCAGAACGAUGGAGGUGGAGACGCUCCUUCAGGUAUACUGGACCGAGGCUGUUUAGGGCUUUCAAGGUCAGCUCCAACACUUUGAAUUGUCCUUGGAAAUGUACUGGGAGCCAAUGUAGGUCUUUCAAGACCGGUGUUAUAUGGUCUCGGCGGCCGCUCCCAGUCACUAGUCUAGCUGCUGCAUUCUGGAUUAAUUGUAGUUUCCGGGUCACCGCUGCAGCCAUCACCACCUUCGUAUCUUCUCCGCUCUCUCCUGUUCCCGGGCAGGUGAAGAACUACAGCCACGAUCUGGCCAAGGAGGUACGGCGGGUGCCAAAGAGGCGCCAGCUUGCCCGCGAUGGCGAGGGCGUCUCUCGCCGCUCAGCCCUCAACGUGCGGCUUUUCCUCAAGGAGUUCUGCGUGGAGUUUUUGGAGAACUGCUACAAUCGCCUGAUGUGUCUGGUCAAGGUGAGAGUGGUGUCCGUAUCCUGCCAAGCGAGUUUGGGGAUGGCAAAUGGAGCAUCCUGGAAAGGGGAAUCGGAAGGGGAGGGAUGUUGGUGGUGUUGGGCAGAGCUGCAGCAGCGCCUUCCCCGGGGAUAUCUGUUCCUUAACAUAAAAGUGCCAACUCAGCCGGAUCUGGCAAGACGUCAUCCUUAUUUCUGUUCUAGAUCAGAACUUUGUAUUUUAAGGAUUUAAUUUUAACUUUUGUCAUUGGGCGGUAAGAGUUUAAUCCAGUGACGUUGUUGCACAAACAGAACAGUUUUCCACUUGUGCAACAGACUUUCCCCCACCUCGAAAAAAAUCUGCAUCGGAGAGUUGGAGGAACUCCCAGAAUGGAUUGCCGGUUAAUGACUUUGCUGGAUACAACCCAGUAUAAAUAUUGUAAAGAAAAACCGGUGCUGGUUGGUGUGAUGGGUGACAAAUGCCCUGGAAACACAUGGAGAUAAAUAGGUCUCAUAAAGACCUCCCUCCAGUCCUUUCUUAUGGUGCAAAAUAAGUAGAAAUGUGCAAAUGUUCAUCUUUUAUAUAGAAGUUACCACCACUGUGCUCUGCAUCUGAAAUUUCUUGCUGUCCACUAUGCACAUACAGUGGUUCCUCGGGUUACAUACGCUUCAGGUUACAGACUCCGCUAACCCAGAAAUAGUGCUUCAGGUUAAGAUCUUUGCUUCAGGAUAAGAACAGAAAUCGUGCUCCGGCAGCGGGAGGCCCCAUUAACUAAAGUGUAUGUAACCCGAGGUACCACUGUAAUACGAACCCCCCAAAAAAGGAGCAGUAACAGAAUCAGCUGCUUCCUCUUGACUUUCCUUUUCUCUGUUCUCCCCAUCCUGCAGGAUCACCUGAUCAGGGAAAAGGCCCAGCAGCACGAUGAGACCUACUACUUAUGGGCCAUGGCUUUUUUCAUGGCCUUCAACCGGGCUUCAUCUUUCCAACCUCAGCUGGUUUCUGAAACAGUUAGCGUUCGGACUUUCUACUUCAUUGAGCAGAGCCUGACCAAAUACUAUGAGAUGUUACUUAUGGAUAAGAAGGAGGCUACUUCUUGGUCUAGAAGGUAAGGGGGGGUUAGUCACCCUGUGGAAUGGCCUCCUGGGUUCCCCCCUCUUGUUUUGGCUGUGCGACUGAGUGCUUUUGUCACUUGCCCUCUCAUCCUGUCUUCCCCUGUCUCUCCAGGAUGCAUCUGGCUCUCAAAGCCUACCAGGAACUGCUAAAGACGGUGCACGAAAUGGACCAUUCGCAAGACGAAGCUUUGCGCAACAGCAGUCACAUCAUAAAGAGUGAGGAUUUUUAGUUGUAGAAAACACAACCUCUUAGGACAGAGGUUUUCAACCUUUUGGAGUCCACGGCUCCCUUGACCAACUUCAUUCUUUCUGCGGCACCCCUGUGGGGCUCAGGAGCCCAGUUGUGUCACCCCUUGCCUGCAGAGCCGGCAGCCCCUCACCCUUUUCGAAACACCUUCCCCUUGGGGAGUGCUCCCUCGGCCUCCUCUCUUCUCCCCUCUCCUUGGGAGCCCUCUGGGUUGCCGCCCCUGGUCUCUGAGCUGUCCUCCCUGCCCCAAAGAGAGAUGCCUCCUCACACUGCCUCACAGGGGCCUGGGAAGCACCUCCUGGCCAGCCCCAGAGGCACCAUUCGCCAGCAGAGCUUGUAGCCAGGGCUGUUGCAACCAACAGCUGUGCAAGCCUUUGGCAGGCAGAGAUGCGAGAGGGCAUCAGAGGAGGGAGGGAAGGGAAGAGGGACAGAGGCCAGUGUUGCCCGUGGCACCCCUGACCAUCAUUCAAGGCACUCCAGGGUGCCACAGCACACUGGUUGAAAACCACUGUCUUAGAACAAUGUUCCGUCUGUGCUUAAGACCCAGUUCAGAUUGAGAGGCAAUGACUUGAGAGCUUUAUGUGUUGGGCGGAUGUGCUGUCUUAGGUAGCCUCAAGAGCACAUAGAAGAUAAUGGAGAAGAAAGAAAUGGUUGUCCGCUUGCUCUUGUUUUCAAUUUAUGAAAACAUUUAUACACGUCUUUUUAGAAAUAUUAUCUUUAAGAAACAGCUAAGCCGCUGAAGAUCUUGUUGGAAAGGCAAUAGAAAACAAGCACCUAAAACAGAGACUUUUCCAUACAGCUGGAAAAGCUUGUCAAAACAAAAAUGUCUUCUGUUUCACGGAAGUACCGAUAGUAGGCACUGGUCAGGGAUACUGUUCCACAGAACAGGGACAUAUGCUCUGAAUCCCUGCUCCGAGUUACUGAGGAGAGGGCUUUUGAUAUUUUUUGGACUUGGAAGGAGAAACUCCUUCAGGACACAGUGAUCCUACUGGGUCUAUAAGGCAAUCUCAAGGAACCUGGUCGUGAGCUGUACACAGGUUGCCCGGCCCCCAAGUGGAUUUAGCAUGAAGUGUUUAGGAUCCCAUUCCUUCCGCUAUUUUUUUUUCUUGUAGAGCAGGAAACGCUGGCUUGUGGGCACAAAUAACACUAACAACAUGACCACCUCUUUCUCCCAGACAACAUUUUCUACUUGAUGGAGUACCGCGAGCUGUUCCUCACCCUCUUCCGUAAGUUUGAUGCCACAAAGCAGCCCAGGUCAUUCCUGAAAGAUCUGGUGGAGACCACUCACCUUUUCGUGAAGAUGCUGGAGAGAUUUUGCAAAGGGAGGAGCAGCCUAGUGGUCCAGGUAUAUUGGUGUCUGGGGACAAAGUCCUUUCCGUGCGGGGAAGCUGGCGGGUCCCAAGUAGGCCGCACUAGGCCUCUCCAUUUCAGCCAAGCCACACAGACCUGCCCUUCCCUAUAUGUUAUAUAGGGUGUCAGGUGUGGGGAUAGGUAAGGGUGGGGCUUUGGCAGUACCUGCGAAACCAAGCUGAUCGUUGGCGUCUGUGAAGCGCUGCACACACUUUCUGGGCCCGAGAGGGUUGAUUUUUUUAUAAUGUAUUAAAGAUUUUCUUAAUUUACAAAGGUAUGUGCAAUGUCUCUCUCUCGUAUUUUUUUUCCACGUAACCCUUUAUUAUUAUUAUUAUUAUUAUUAUUAUUUACAAAUCAGUUUCAUUUGUUGAGACAUUAGGAAGAAUAGGGUGAAAGAUGAGUGGGGGUGGGGUCGGGUGGCGAUGUUUCUGUUUUACUUAAAAUAUGUGGGGUUUUGUGUCAGCGUUCUUUGUGCAGGUUCUCUGCUGUUCACUUGUGUUCCUUUGGUGGUGAGAGGUUGGGGUUGGCCUAGGGUGUGGCUGUUCAUUUGUGGUUGGCUGUGGUGGUCUUUGUUUUCAUGUGUGAGUGGGGUGGGUGGGUGUUUUGGAUCAGCUUAGCCAUAUUGAUUUGUAUGCUGUUGGUGGAUUUUUGUUGUUGUCUUUUUGGGCUGUGUAUGUGAUAAAGGGGAGCCAUACCAGGGUGAAGGCAUCGUCUUCUAUUUGUCUCCGUGUCAGUUAAUUAUUAGUUAAUUUUUCUAGUAAGGCGAGAGAUUGAUUUACAGUGGUACCUCAGGUUAAGUACUUAAUUCGUUCCGGAGGUCCGUACUUAACCUGAAACUGUUCUUAACCUGAAGCACCACUUUAGCUAAUGGGGCCUCCUGCUGCUGCCGCGCCGCCGGAGCACGAUUUCUGUUCUCAUCCUGAAGCACUAUUUCUGGGUUAGCGGAGUCUGUAACCUGAAGCGUAUGUAACCUGAAGCAUAUGUAACCUGAGGUACCACUGUAAUCACUUUCCCUGGGUCGUGCUUGUGGACGAAGGGCUCUAGGAUUGCUACACUUCCGUCAACAGCCCCUUUUCCUCAAAAGCUGGCUCAGAAACCAGGAAGCUGUUGGUUUGUUUGCUGCAGAGCAAGAAAAUCAAGAGGAAGAAGAAGCCUGCUAGCUCGGCUGUGCAGCCCCGAGCGCCUGAGGAGCUGGAGAAGAUGUGGCCGAGGCUGGCUGAGCAAAUUGAUAAAUGCAUCAAGGUAGGAUAAUGGGAAAUAACCAGUCUUGACACAGCAGCUUGGGGGCUCCUGUAUUUUGUUUUCUAGCUGUCUGGAAACAGAGAGUGGCGCUUUUGCAGCACUCUUGUUUGAUCCAGUUCUAAAAUGCACAAGGUUGGUUCUGAAGUCAUAAAGGUAAAGGGACCCCUGACCAUUAGGUCCAUUCGUAGCCGACUCUGGGGUUGCGGCAUUCAUCUCGCUUUAUUGGCCGAGGGAGCCGGCGUACAGCUUCCGGGUCAUGUGGCCAGCAUGACUAAGCCGCUUCUGGCGAGCCAGAGCAGCGCUCGGAAACGCCGUUUACCUUCCCACCGGAGUGGUACCUAUUUAUCUACUUGCACUUUGACGUGCUUUUGAACUGCUAGGUUGGCAGGAGCAGGGACCGAGCAACGGGAGCUCACCCCGUCACGGGGAUUUGAACCGCCGACCUUCUGAUCGGCAAGUCCUAGGCUCUGUGGUUUAACCCGCAGAGCCACCCGCGUCCCUAAUAUUUUGCAAAAGGAAGUAAAUUGUCUGUGUUCCAGUUGGAAAAUUCUAUUUAUUACAUAUUACAUUUGUAUCCAGCUUUUACUGCAAGAAGCUUAAGGUGGCAUGCAUGGUGCCCCACCCUUUUCAGCCAGUGUGGUGUAGUGGUCAAGAGCGGUAAUCUCGUAAUCUGGGGAACCGGGUUCACUUCCCCUCUCCUCCACAUACAGCUGCUGGGUGACCUUGGGCCAGUCACACUUCUUUGAAGUCUCUCAGCCCCACUCACCUCACAGAGUGUUUGUUGUGGGGGAAGAAGGGAGAGGAGAAUGUUAGCCGCUUUGAGACUCCUUAAAGGGAGUGAAAGGCGGGAUAUCAAGUCCAAACUCUUCUUCUUCUUCUUACCAACAACCCUGUGAGGUAGGUUGGGGGGAGAGAGAGGGUGACUGGCCCACGGUCGCCUUACACCACUCUGGCUCUGAUAGUACUGCCUAGUGUAGUGAUCAUAUUUUCUAGUUGUGUGAAGUCUGGGUAUUGGUCUGUGAGUGUUCAGUUGCCAACAGAGGUUUGGUAACACUUGUUUUUCAGUUUUGCUUUUGCAUCUUGCUGAAAUCUUCUCAAGAGAGGUGUGAAAACUGAUGAUAGUAGUGCAAUAGUGCACUGAAGUUUCUCAGCCAUCAUUUAUGCAGUGCCUUCUGGAAGCCAGUAGGGGGUAGGGUUUCUAACUUUCCAAAUGUUGAGCUGGUUUUGUAAGUCCUCUAGCCCUAUUUUGAGAUGGCGCCACAGCCUCCUUUCAGAAGAUAUGAUAAAAAGCAUGUGUUUGGAAAUGCAGGCAGGCUUGCAAUCUGGAAACGCGUUAAAAUUAAAAAUGUUCCUAUCAUUUGACGGGCAAAAGAAUUCCACCCUGGAACAGAACUCUGCAGUGUGAGUGGCAGAAAAACCUUAGUGUGAAUCUGCAUUCAAUCCUUCCUCUUUGAAAUUUACUUACUUUAUUAAUCUUGCCCUUGUUCGGAAUACAUCUGGCAUCUUUCUUUUUUUUUUCUUUUUAAAAAAAGUUUAUUUAUAAAGCUAAAUUUUUCAGGUGUAUACAUUUCAUUAAUUUUACAAUCAUUUUAACAUUUCAAAGCUUGACUUCCUUCCCCCUCUUUCUGCAGUUCCUUGAAUUUAUUCUUUAAUAUAUUCUGCAUAUCCAAAUUCAUUUAUUUUGCUCACUUAAUUAUCUACUUUAAAUAUAUACUCUUACGAAAGUUAUCUUGAUUUAUUAUCCUUCCAGUUAGUUUUGCCAUGUCUACAUAUUCCAUAAGUUUUUGUAUCCAUUCUUCUGAUGUCAAGACUUCUUCUUUCCAUUUUGGGGCAAAUAACUUUCUUGCCGCUGUAAGGUAAAGGUAAAGGUACCCCUGCCCGUGCGGGCCAGUCUUGACAGACUCUAGGGUUGUGCGCCCAUCUCACUUAAGAGGCCGAGGGCCAGCGCUGUCCAGAGACACUUCCGGGUCACGUGGCCAGCGUGACAAAGCUGCAUCUGGCGAGCCAGCGCAGCACACGGAAACGCCGUUUAUCUUCCCGCCAGUAAGCGGUCCCUAUUUAUCUACUUGCACUUUGACGUGCUUUCGAACUGCUAGGUUGGCAGGCGCUGGGACCGAGCAACGGGAGCGCACCCCGCCGCGGGGAUUCGAACCGCCGACCUUUCGAUCGGCAAGCCCUAGGCGCUGAGGCUUUUACCCACAGCGCCACCCGCGUCCCCUCUUGCUGCUGUAGUUACGUACAUAAAUAAAUUUCUGUACAAUUUAUGUCAGGGGUAGGCAAACUAAGGCCCAGGGGCCAGAUGCGACCCACUCACCUUCUCAAUCCCCCCCGUGAAUGAUCCAGGAAUCAGCGUGUUUUCACAUGAGUAGAAAGUGUCCUUUUAUUUAAAAUGCAUCUCUGAGUUAUUUGUGGAGCCUAGGAAUUCGUUCAUUAUUUUUCUUCAAAAUAUAGUCCGGCCCACCAUGUGGUCUGAAGGACGGUGGACCGGCCCUCUGCUGAAAAAGUUUGCUGACCCCUGAUUUAGGUAGUUCUGUCCCUAUAAUUCCCAAAAGAAAAGCUUCUGGUUUUUUUUACAAAGGUUAUUUUCCGGCAUCUCUUUCUUGCUGUCAGGGUGCUGAGCCUCUCCCGGAGGACGUUGUCCCUUUCGAUGCUGCAUCGGAAAUUCCACUGGAGGAGCAGCGAGCUGAGGCUAUGGUACGGAUCCAGGACAGUCUACUGGCUGGCCAGGCACCUGAAGCUCUGUCUCUUUUGCGUUCAGCAAGGUAAGGAAGUGGCUUCAAGGAAUGUAUCCGUGCCCUUAAUAGUCUGUGAAGGACUAUUGGUGAAUCAGAGGAGCUAGAAUCAUCGAGUUGGGAGGGGCCCACAGGCCAUCUGGUCCAACCCCUUGCAAAUACAGGCAUCUUGACUAAAGCAUCCAUGACAGGUGGCCAUCCAACCAUCUGCUUUAAAACCGUCAAGGAGGGAGAGUCCACCACCUCUCGUGGGAGUCUGUUCCACUGCCGAACAGCUCUUGGAAUAAUUCAAAACAUCAAAACUAACAAACUGAAGUCUCUGAAAGUCCUUAAAUGGAUCACGGUGCCAGACUUUACCCGGCGGAGAGCAAGCUGUGAAGCUUUGUAUAAUCAGCCAAUUAGUUCAACACUCGUAAGUAGAAAGAUAUACAGUAGAUAGAUAUAAUGAAAAAUACUCUGGAACAGUGCUCAUGUGAUUAUGUAUUGAACAGUGACUACAUAAUCGCAUAAGCACUGUUCCAGAGUGUUUUUCAUUAUAUCUAUUUGGAAAAAAGAUUGGUUAAUGAAGAAAUUACAUAUCUUUCUACUCACAAGUGUUGAACUAAUUGGCUGAUGAAGAAUUCAACGAAACAGUAGUUGUUACCCGGAAACACCGUUCAGCAGAGUUCAGAGUUGGACAUCAGAAUUGGACAUUUGCUGAUUAUACAAAGCUUCACAGCUUGUAAAGUCCGCCGGGUAAAGUCUGGCACCGUGAUUCAUUUAAGGGCUUUCAGAGACUUCAGUUUGUUUGUUUUGAAUUAUUCCAUAAAGUUUUUCACAUUGUUAUUGUUUCUGGCCAUCGUAUUGCUUUCGAUAUUGCUGACUCAUAUUUUGCAACACAGGGGUUUGUUUGUUUAUGAACAGCUGCUCUUGCCCGAAAGUUUUUCCUGUAUGUUUAGUUCGGAAUCUCCUUUCUUGUAACUUGAAGCCAUUGAUUCGAGUCCUACCCUCCAGAGCAGGAGAAAACAAGCUUGCUCCCUCUUCCACGUGACAGCCCUUAAGGUAGUUGAAUAUGGUUAUCUUGACACGCAAAGUUGACCAUCUCUGUGUUGUAAGAAACCUGAAAAGUAAAGGAAGUGUUGGAAGCAGCUAGGUUUUCAGCUUCAUUAAGUGGUCUUUUAGCAGCCCUGUUUAACAAAUGAACAUGUUUAGCAGAAGGGAUCUUCCUCCAGAAAUGUAUGGCAAAUGUAAACUUAGCAGUGUGUGUGGCCCUUUACUGGAAUAACAAGAAGGCAGGUCUCUGUCCCAAGCAGCUUGCAAUCUAAACGUUGACACGAGGGACUAAGAGGAGGAGGAGGAGAUGAUUAUGGGUUGGGGAGGGGUGACAUGGGCAAAUGGGGGUUCCACCCUCCCAACUUUGAAAAGAUUGUCAGCUUCACAUAGGCCUGUUUUGUUCUUUAGACAUUUAUCUAAAAUAUUCUUAGGAAUGUUAUUUGGAAGGAAACAUUUAUGAACGUAUUCAUGGAGGCCAAUUGGAUGCAUCUCUAUUCACAGACAUAGACGCAAGGCACACAAGUAGUGAUGUUUGCUGGAUUGUCACUCUUGUUCACAAUUCUAUAGUUGCUAAAGGGGUGUGUGGGCAUGUGGACUUGGUUUUGACCUAGUUCUUGAUGUUGGAGUGCAGGAAGUAUCAACCCUACUGUAUCCUAGCUGUUGCACACAGCUAAUAACUCCCACUUUCCUUCUAUUCUGUAAGGGAGGUGUGGCCAGAAGGAGAUGUUUUUGGGUCGUCCUCCCUUGGCCCAGAUGAAGAGACAGAGCUGCUGAGACAAAUCUUCUUCGCCAGCCUGCCUCGUGAGUGUCCGUCCUCCAUGAGUCAAGUAGAAAGGAACAGCAACAGGGCAGGAGGGAGGGCUGCUAAGGAUUUUCCCCAGGGAAGUCCCGCCUUCCCUUACGGUGGAUCCUCAAACGUCCUUACAUUUGACACACCCCUCCAAAUGCACGCAGGACAAACAGCAGCCGAGACAGAUGAACCUGAGGAGGCAGCUGAAGAAGAGGAAGUCGCUGAGGAAGAGUUGGCAUCUGUAAACGUGUCAGAAAAGGAAUUCAAUUUCCUGGAUUACAUGAAGAGGUAAACAGGGUGUUGUUUUUUGUAAGAGCUUUUCCCCCCCAUCCUUCUGUGUGCCCAGGGCGUUUCAAAUGCCUUGAGGCUGUUUCCUCUGGCAUUCUUGUCCAUGUCAUUUUUUAACACCCUUUCCCCGCCCCCAAUCCAUCAUAAGGGCUAGAUACUUCACUUAACGAAAAGAAAGAGAGACUGAACUUUAGGAAGCCGAAUCCUGUGCCCAUUACCACAUUUUGCACUUCUGUGGCGGUGCAGUGUGCAAGCAGCCCUGACUAUAAAUAUCUCGCCCUGGUCUUUACGCUAUGGUUACCAGAUUUUUUUUAAUGAAUCUGGGGACCCCUUUUUUUGGGGGGGGGGGGAAGCUGAGUAGCAACAGGGAGUCAGUAGUGGGGGGUGGUGAGGCAAAAGACCCUAGGCCUAAACACGCAUGCAUAUUGUAUAAAGGUGCAAAGCCCUUCUUUCACACCCUGUGAAACAAAAAUGCACAGAGUUUUUUUUAAAAAACUGGGCAAUGGCUGCCCGCCCGCGGCUCCCGAGCCUCCCCCAAUCUGUCAAAACAAAGGGGGAAGGGGGCAGGAGAUCUGUACUGCCGGACAUCCCCGGUUCCCCUUCGGCAGCGGCAGUCAGUCGGAGCCAACUGCGCUACCAGGCUGGCUCUGGGCUGCUGAGGCUGCCGCUGCCAUGUUUCCCGGGGACAGAUUUGCAAAUCUAGGGACAUUCCGGGGACAGAAUUUGUCCGGGGACAGAUUUGCAAAUCCGGGGACUGUCCCCAGGAACUGGGGACGUCUGGUAACCCUACUUGACGCUGAGUGUGUUUAAUAUCUACACCCUGGUGUGCAGGUUUGCCAGUGCCAGUGUGGUCAAGGCCUAUGUCCUGCUCUUCAAGAACUACCAGCAGAACAGCGCCCACACUAACCACUGCGUAGUGAAAAUGUUGCACCGCAUCGCCUGCGACCUCAAGAUGGAGGCACUACUCUUCCAGCUUUCUGUCUUCUGCCUCUUCAACCGGCUGCUCAGUGACCCUGCUGCUGCAGCUUACAAGGUGAGGUUCACGUUAGCUGGGUUGCCCUGUGCAUCAUCAGAAAUGUGAAGGCUACAAUCCUAAAUUCACCUGCUAAGGAGCAAGCCCCACUGAACACAGGGGGACUUUGUUCCCAGGUAAACGUGUGUGGACUGAUCUGUGGACGGGGAAAUUGCAAAUUCAAAUUGUGCCUAUAUCCACCCAGAUGAUUGUAGCAGUCUCCAUCCUCUACCCACAAGAGGAUGCCUUGUUGCAAGGUUGUUGUAAGAAAUAAUGAGAAUAUUGUUUGAAUGUUUUAAGGCACCAUGUGUAUUCGAUGCCUCCCUUUUGUUUUUCAACAGUACCUAGCCCUUUUAUCUGCAUGUCAGAAAGGGAGGGGCCUUUUUACAUGAUCUUUUGAGAAUGUCAUUUUGGAUUAAUGUUUGUUUCCUUGGCAAUUUUCUGAGGAAGGAAUCUGGCAUGAGUCAGUUGCAAAAAAAAAAAGUUGCUUAAGUUUUAUAAAGCGAGCUAAGAAGUCGAAAAAAGAAAAGACAAUUCCCAAAUCUGCAGAUUGUUCUUUUCUGCCUGCUUGAAUCUGACAUGUAUCCUGCCUCCUCCUAUGUAUGCAGUAUUAUUAAGAAAACCUAAAAUACCUCCAGGACCGCCUCUCCUGGUAUGUCCCAAGGAGGACCUUAUGGUCUUCAAAUAAAAACAUCUUGGAGAUCCCAGGCCACAGGGAGGUUAGGCUGGCCUCAACCAGAGCCAGGGCUUUUUCAGCCGUGGCCCCAAUCUGGUGGAACGCCCUAUCACAAGAGACUAGGGCCCUGCAGGACUUGACAUCUUUCCACAGGGCCUGCAAGACGGAGCUGUUCCACCAGGCCUUUGGCCAAGGCACAGUCUGACCCCCUCCUUCUGUAAUCCUCAUAGAUGGUUGCCAUUAAUCUGAUUUGAAUUGAUUUUAUAAUGAAAUUAUUUUAGAAUGUUGUAUCAUUUUAAUGUUGUUAGCCGCCCUGAGCCCGGCUUCAGCUGGGGAGGGCGGGAUGUAAAUAAACUUUUAUUAUUAUUUUAUUGUUAUUAUUAUUUAAUCAUGAAAUAUUCCCAUAGCGCUGAGCAGCAGUGACUGCUGAGCCCUGAGACUUAAAAUAAAUAAAUACUUCUCUCCAACCCUAGGAGCUGGUGACCUUUGCCAAAUACAUUGUGGGCAAGUUUUUUGCAUUUGCAGCCAGCAACAAGAAGGCCUACGUGGAGCUGUUGUUCUGGAAAAGCACAGCCGUGAUUCGGGAGAUGACUGAAGGCUAUGCUUUGGCAGAGGAAGAUGAAACGUGAGCUCCUGGAAUAUUUUUCCAGUGACUUUUAAGUUUAUGAAGGGGCAUUUCCAGAAAGGAGUGGCCACUCUCUCAAUAUAUUCCUUUUUUGUUUUGUGGGGAUGGUGAUUAACAAAUAUCUAUGUGUAUAAAGCAGACAAUGGAACAGGAAAAAAACCUCAUAGGUCAAAAUUACAGUACGAUGCAAUAUAAAACUAUAAAAAUCCUUCCCAAAGCAGUGGCGGCAGCACAUUUUGAAGACAUACAACAAGUGAGGGGCCUUUUUGCCUUUAAAUUGAGGGGCAGAGGGAGGUAACACAGUAUUCAAGGACUUCCAUGCAGGGUUGCCACAUCAUGGCAAUGACAGGAGAGUUUCCGGCGUCUUCUGCCCACUUUCCCUCACGUGCUUUUGGUGAGCAGACCUCCAGAUGCGUGUGGGUAUUCACACGUGAAACUGAACAAUCCCAGGCUCACUUUUUAAAUUAAUACCAAGUCAGAAGAAUUAAAGUUAAAUCUCUUUUUAUUGGGGCGGGUGGGAGCAUAAAAGCACACUUCAACCCUUCCCAUCUAAGUAUUUAUUCUCUCUCCUUCUCCAAACAGCUCUAACUCCCUCAAGGCUGUUCAGUGGACUGAGGAAGACGAGGAGGAGCUGAGGGAGCUUUUCUACAAGUACAAGGAAGUGGAAGGUACCAAAUGACAUGGAUGUGUGUGUGGGGGGGACAGCAUUGCAAUCUAAAUACAGUGGUACCUCUGGUUGUGAACGGGAACCCCAGUCGCAACCUGAAAGGAACGCAACCCGGUCUGCGCACGCGCGGGUCGCCAUUCGCCACCUCUGCGUAUGCGUGUGAUGUCAUUUUUUCGCGUCUGCGCAAGCGGCGAAACCCGGAAGUAACCCUUUCCAGUACUUCCGGGUUGCCGCGGGACGCAACCUGAAAAGAUGUAACCUGAACCGAAUGUACCAAGAGGUAUGACUGUAGAGCAAGAUUGAGACUCUCAAUAUAGGAUGCCUGUAUUUUAUCCACUUGGAUAAUAGUAAUAAUAAUUUAUUAUUUAUACCCCGCCCAUCUGGCUGGGCUUCCCCAGCCACUCUGGGCGGCUUCCAAAAAAAUACUAAAAUACUGUAAUACAUCAAAUAUUAAAAGCUUCCCUAAACAGGGCUGCCUUCAGAUGUCUUCUAAAAGUCUGGUAGUUGUUGUUCUCUUUGACAUCUGGUGGGAGGGUGUUCCACAGGGAGGGUGCCACUACCGAGAAGGUCCUCUGCUUGGUUCCCUGUAGCUUUGCCUCUCGCAGUGAGGGAACAGCCAAAAGGCCCUCAGUGCUGGACCUCAGUGGCAGAACAAUGGGGGUGGAGACGCUCCUUCAGGUAUACUGGGCUGAGGCCGUCUAGGGCUUUAAAGGUCAACACCAACACUUUGAAUUGUGCUCGGAAACAUACUGGGAGCCAAUGUAGGUCUUUCAAGACCGGUGUUAUGUGGUCUCGGCGGCCGCUCCCAGUCACCAGUCUAGCUGCCGCGUGCUGGAUUAGUUGUAGUUUCCGGGUCACCUUCAAAGGUAGCCCCACGUAGAUAGGGUUGAAUGCUAAAUUCUACCACAAAAAGGACUUCUGGACCCAAAUUUGGGGGUGGGGGUGGGGAAGGCACUUUGAGCUGGCCCCAUGUUGCUGUUUGGGAUGAGUGGCAGGUCCUAAAUCUGAAAAGGCUAAUGAAGAAUAGCGGCCCAUGGCAAGUAAGAAUUCCCCUUGAGCCAAACAGGCAGGGAAGCUUCUGCCAAAGCUACAGGUGUGAGCCGGCAGGUGAGCAAAAUAUGUAGGCCACUUCUUGAUUGGGGAAAGGCUUUUGCUACUUUAUUUUUCCUGCAUGAGUGUGAAGAGCCUGAUCUUCCUCCUCACCCAGCCACUAAGCCUCUCCCCUUUUCCCUUCUCCAACACCAGGUGAAGAUAUCCUUAACAACAUCCUUGCACACCUGACCACUCGCAACUGGACGCGCAAGCAGGUGGCCAAGCGAUUGGUGCGCUUGGGGCUUGCAAAGAGCCUGCGGGAUUUCCCUCGGGAGAGGUAGGUCUUCGUUCAGAGGGCUUUGUCCUUCCUCUGAUGGGCUGCCUCCGGGCUAUGGCACUCGAUAACAGUUGUAGGGAAAGAGUGUGGCUUGCCUCUUCAAUAAUAAUAAUAAUAAUAAUAAUAAUAAUAAUAAUAAUUUUAUUUAUACCCCACCCUCCCCAGCCAGGGUGGCUAACACCAGUAAAAUUACAGUAAAAACAUAAUGGGGGAGGGGACAAUUUAAAAUACAGGUUAAAAUGCAAUUUAAAAUGCAGCCUCAUUUUAAAAGUAGCCCAUAGAUCAAAACCAUAAGGGGAGGGAAACAUAAGGGUCAGACUGAGUCCAAACCAAAGGCCAGGCGGAACAGCUCUGUCUUGCAGGCCCUGCGGAAAGAUGUCAAGUCCCGCAGGGCCCUAGGCUCUUGUGACAGAGCGUUCCACCAAGUCGGGGCCAGUACUGAAAAGGCCCUGGCCCUAGUUGAGACCAAUCUAACCACCUUGCGACUUGGCACCUCCAAAGUGUUUUCAUUUGUGGACCUUAAGGUCCUCCACGGGGCAUACCAGGAGAGGCGGUCCCAUAGGUAUGUGGGUCCUAGGCUGCAUAGGGCUUUAAAGGUCAGAACCAGCACCUUAAACCUGACUCUCUCUCGCUUUCCAGAAUUCCUAGUGGAUUCUGGUUGUAGGUGCAGAAUUUUAAGCCCUUGUACACAAAAAUCGUGAUUUUUUUUUUAAAAAAGAGCAAAUACUGAUUUUCCAUUUAGUUAUUAGGCAGCAUGCAAAGGCUGCCUGUGGAAGCCUCUAAAAAAGCUGCUGUGCCCUUUUAAGUGCCAGGUUUUAUUUUGCAAGAUAAUCAUACGCUUGAACAUUUAGGUAAUCUCUUUUAGGGUAUGCAGUCUGAAUGUCCUUCACUCACGUUUUAAGCGAAUCAAAUCGGGGGCAUCCCAUGGAGUUGUUCCUAUCCUAAAUAUUUGUAUCUGCAUAUCAGAAUUGUCCUUCCCGAUAAUGCAAAUUUUAUGGUGAAAAUGUACUGUAUUUUGUGACGUGUGUAAAGCAUCAAAGAAACACCUUUGUGCUGAAUCUGCAUGUUUUUGCGUUGGUUCAGCUAGUCAUAGGGAGGGGCAAAAAUCUCGUAAGGUCUUUUUUAUUAUUCAAUAAUAUUAAAUAGACAUAAAGUAAAGUGACAUUUAAAAAUAAAAGUGGUUCUGAAAAUUCACCAGAUUAUAAGACGACAUUCGUUUUCCAGUAAUAUAAUCUCUAAUGAAAACAGCUGCAUAUCCAGAGAAUUUACAGAGUUAAAAGUAAUUGAUAGCUAAUUUCAAAUAAAGCAAACGAACGUUAAAAAUCACUAAAACAAUUUUUAUACGCGUAAUUUUAAUAUCACUUCCAAUACUACUUUUUCAGUACAGUCGUACCUUGGAAGUCGAAUGAAAUCCAUUCCAGAAAUCUGUUCGACUUCCAAAACAUUUGAAAACCGAAGCGCAGCUUCUGACGUUCGGCUUCCAAAAAUAGUUCACAAACCGGAACACUCACUUCUGGAUUUGCGACUUUCGGGAGCCAAAACAUUCGGGAACUAAGCUGUUUUAUAUUAUAUAUUGAACUUCAUGAUCUGCAGCUUUAUCUACAUUUAUAUAUACAGUGGUACCUCGGGUUAAGAACUUGAUUCAUUCCGGAGGUCUGUUCUUAACCUGAAACUGUUCUUAACCUGCGGUACCACUUUAGCUGAUGGGGCCUCCCACUGCUGCCGCACCUCCGGAGCACGAUUUCUGUUCUCAUCCUGAAGCAAAGUUCUUAACCUGAAGCACUAUUUCUGGGUUAGUGGAGUCUGUCACCUGAAGCAUCUGUAACCUGAAGUGUCUGUAACCCGAGGUACCACCGUACCGUAUUUUUCCAUCUAUAAGACGCCCCCAUGUAUAAGACACCCCCUAUUUUGGGGGACUCAGAUUUAAGAAAAUCCACCCUCGGCACUAUCUGUGUAUAAAACGCCCCCUAAUUUUGGACAUUAUUUUUUAGGGGGGGAAACCUAGUCUUAUACACGGAAAAAUACGGUAUAUAAAUAAAAUCUUGUGCGAUGCAACUUUACAGAAUUUGCACAGCCCUGCCCUUCUCCCUCGUGUAAUUCAGUCCAUGCAGGCUUCUUACUGGAGAACCUUGUCCUUUUUCUUUCUUACUCUCCUUGCUGCACCUUAUAGUUUCACCCCCAUUUCCUUGCUUGCUGGGAAAUGUUGAGGCGUGGCAGGGAGCGCCAUAGUUGCUAUUGAACGCUUUCUUCGACAGGAAGGGGACGCGCAUUGUAUUGUGGACAGAGGAUCAGGAGCUGGAACUUCAACGCCUCUUUGAGGAGUUCCGGGACACAGAUGGUGAGGGUCUGCGUGGUUGGAGGGUCCUGAGUUUGCAACCACAAAAGGGAUGCCUGCUCUUGUAGAGGGGGCGGAGCUUAAUACCUUCUAAGCCAGGGGUGAGGGACCCUGUGCUUUCCCAUAUUUUGUUGGACUGCAACUCCUGUCAGCCCCAGCCAGCAAGGCCACUGACGAUGGGAAUUCUUCCCUCCUUAAAGCCACACUCACAGACUUCUUUGGUGCCGAGUUUGCUCCAGUGCCGGGGUUAUUUUUCCAGCAAACCUCCAAUAACCAGGGUUAUUAACCCCCUUCACCCACCUCUGCUUUCCCCCCAUCCCUCCCCAGCUCCAGGAUAAUAUUAUGUCCAACACUUAAACCAGAACUUUCCAAACGGUGUGUCGUGACACAUUAGUAUAUCGGCCUGCAGCGUGUCACACGAUACGUGUCUGUUAGUUAGGGGUUUGUUUAACCUCUGGUUUGCUAGUAAAACAGAAUUACGGUGUCGCGAAAUGAUGCAUAUGUAAAAAGUGUGUCAUCAACGUGAAAAGUUUGGGAAGCUCUGACUUAAGCAGUAAUAUAUGUACAUUUAAGGGACGCAGGUGGCGCUGUGGUCUAAACCUCUGAGCCUCUUGGGCUUGCAAUCAGAAGGUUGGCGGUUCGAAUCCCUGCAACGGAGCGAGCUCCCGUUACUCAGUCCCAGCUCCUGCCAACCUAGCAGUUCGAAAGCACACCAAAAAGUGCAAGUAGAUAAAUAGGUACUGCUCUGGCGGGAAGGUAAACGGCGUUUCCGUGUGAUGCUCUGGUUUCGUUGUUCUGUUGUGCCAGAAGCGACUUAAUCAUGCUGGCCAUAUGACCCGGAAAAACUGUCUGCGGCCUGUAAAGCGAGAUGAGUGCUGCAACCCCAGAGUCGUCUGCGACUGGACUUAACUGUCAGGGGUCCUUGUCCUUUACCUUUUUAUAUAUACUUUUGGCCUUUCACGUAUGGGGGUAUUAACAGAGGUGACGCCAGAAUGGUCUCUGAGAAGAACGAUGCGCUUGGCAUCCUCAUAGCCGUGUUCUGUGGGGACACAAAGAAGUGAGGGAGAACCAUUCCUUCUUGGGAGCGAGUGUAGAGUGAGUCCUUCCUUGGUUUCUCCCUCUCUGCAGAUAUCCUGGCCAAUGUGAUGAGGCAUAUCACCGCUAAGCGUUCCAAGGCCCGCGUUAUCGAAAAGCUGCUCAGCAUGGGGCUGGUGUCCGACCGAAAGGAGCUCUACAAGAAACGCAGGCGCAAGCCUGGCUCCCUUGCUGCGGUAUGGCACCUGCUUUCUGUUCUGUUCGUUCUUUUCUCCUGCACGCAGGCGAGUGAAUGUGCAUGGUUACCUCGGUAUCAUUGGACAGGUCUUUUUUAUUAUUUUUAUUUUAUUGAAUUUAUUGAAUUUAAAGCCCUAAACGGCCUCGGCCCAGUAUACCUGAAGGAGCGUCUCCACCCCCAUCGUUCUGCCCGGACACUGAGGUCCAGCUCCGAGGGCCUUCUGGCGGUUCCCUCACUGUGAGAAGCCAAGUUACUGGGAACCAGGCAGAGGGCCUUCUCGGUAGUGGCACCCGCCCUGUGGAAUCCCCUCCCAGCAGAUGUCAAAGAGAUAAACAACUAUCUGACAUUCAGAAGACAUCUUAAGGCAGCCCUCUUCAGGGAAGUUUUUAAUGUGUAACAUCUUAGUGUAUUUUUGGUCUUUGUGGAAGCCGCCCAGAGUGGCUGGGGAAACCCAGCCAGAUGGGUGGGGUACAAAUAAAUUAUUUUAAUAUUAUUAUUAUUAUUAUUAUUAUUAUUAUUAUUAUACUGCGCUAUACAGUGGAACCUCUACUCACGUACGGAAUCUGUUCCAGAGGUCCGUUCAUGAGUCGAUCGGGAUCGCUGGUAGAAGCGCCGUUCUGUGCGUGCGCAUUCGGCAGCGGUGCCGUUCUGUGCGUGCGCAGAUGGCAGAAGCCACUUCUGCGCGUGUGUGAAUCGUGGCAAACCCGGUAUUUACUUCCGGGUUUGCCGCGGCCGCGAAUCAAAUUGUUCGCUAGUAGGGGCGGUGGUAAGUCAAGGUGCUACUGUACCUGGGGGUCUCAGGGCAAUUCACAGAAUAAAAUCGAAAUGUAAACCUGCAGAAUACAUAAUAAAAAUAAAAACAACAACCCAGUAGCCCCCCCCCAAAAAAAACAUUUUAAAAGGGCAUAGGAUGUAAAUCAACCAAAGGCCUGGUUAAAAAGGAAUGCUUUUGCCUGGCGCCUAAAGGUGUAUAAUGAAGGCGCCAGGCGAACUUCCCUGGGGAGAGCAUUCCACAGAUGGGGAGCCACUGCAGAGAAGGCCCUGUUCUCGUGUUGCCUCCCUCUGGACCUCUUGAGGAGGAGGCACACAAAGAAGGGCCUCAGAAGAUGAUCUCAGGGUCUGGGUAGGUUCACAUGGAAAGAGGCGGUCCUUCAGGUAUUGCGGUCCUGAGCCGUUAAACCAGCCGUCCUGGGCUGGUUGGCUCCCUUUUCUCCUCCAGCGACUUCAAGACGGGCCUUGCUGGGAUUGUUACCUUUGGGUUUACCUGUGGGUAAUGGUUUGAUUUUUUUUCCUGCAUAGCCUUUGUGUUUUGUUGGAGGAGGAAGAUGCCUCUUGUUAACUAUGACCCCCGUAGCGAGCUGUCUUCUUUUCCCUUUCAGAACAAAGACAUGUUCCCUAAGGACUUCGCAAUACCUGACCUGGAUGAGGCUGAGGAAGAUGAUGAAGAGGAGGAGGAAGAAGAAGAGGAAGAUGACUUGGAUAGCGAGGAAGAGGGGGAGUCAGCCUGGAAGGAUGGUGGCCAUGACGCUGGGAACAGGCCAUUGGGUGGGCAGCCUAACAAGAAGGGUGGAACUGCCUCAGAUAGAGACCGCCAGGAGCUUGUGCGAUGCCUGAGGCAGGAAGGUGAGAGCUUGGUGGCAAGAGAAGGAAUUGCAGCUCACGGCGGCAUGGUGGUUUGGGGGGCAGGCAAUAUAAUAAUAAUAAUAAAUAAAUAAAUAAAUAAAUAAUUUAUUAUUUAUAUCCCACCCAUUUGGCUGGGUUUCCCCAGCCACUCUGAGCGGCUCCCAACAGGAUAUUAAAAACACGAUAAACAAACAUUAAAAACUUCCUUGAACAAGGCUGCCUUCAGAUGUCUUCUAAAAGUCAGAUAGUUGUCUGUUUCCUUGACAUCUGAUGGGAGGGUGCCACCACCAAGAAGGCCCUCUGCCUGGUACCCUAUAACUUCACUUCUGGCAGUGAGGGAAACUCCAGGAGGCCCUCGGAGCUGGACCUUCGUGUCUGGGCUGAGCAAUGGGGGUGGAGACGCUCCUUCAGGUAUACUGGGCCGAGGCCAUUUAGAGCUUUAAAGGUCAGCACCAAGACUUUGAAUUGUGCUCAGAAACAUACUCCUCCCUCCCUUGACAACUGGUCUGCUGGGAAACCCUCAAAAUGUCUGGUGCAAAACCUCCAGGAAGUUCUUGGGAGCAUGCACAGUUCAGGAGGUUCCUGGCCUAAUAAGUUCUCUGGCCUAAACCAGAGAGAGGAGCUGGGGGGGUGGGAGGGUCGGUUUUUAUUUUUGGGGAGAGGAAAAAUGGGGGGAGGAGGAGGAGGAUGUAUUUUUGAUAAAUUGUUAUGUUGAAAUCCCUAAUAAAAAAUAUUUAAAAAAAAAAAAAAGGAAUUUCCUGGCCUGGCCUCUUAGGCAUUUGUCAUCAAACUUCAUGACUUUGGUGAACCUUUGUAGAUGCCCAUUGCUCCCCUGUGGCCACGUUGGAAAGCUGCAAGAGGCUUCCAAGGAAUUUUAGGAUUGCCCGGAAGACCUUUCUGAAUGUUACCUAGAUUUGGGGAUCAGCUUUGGGGCAAUCUUUGGAGUGUGGCGAGAGCAAGAACGCUGAUUUGGUGUAGUGGUUAAGAGUGCCGGAUUAGGACCCGGGAGGGCAGGGUUCAAACCCCCACUUGGCCAUAGCUCACCGGGUGGCCCUGGCCCAGCCACUGACUCUUAGCCUAAAACCUACCUUGCAGGGGUGUUUUGGGGAUUGAGUGAGGAGGUGGAGAAAAAGGUGGGAUAUAAACAAAAUGAGUAAUGAAGUACAGCGGUACCUCGGGUUAAGUACUUAAUUCGUUCUGGAGGUUUGUUCUUUACCUGAAACUGUUCUUAACCUGAAGCACCACUUUUAGCUAAUGGGGGCCUCCUGCUGCCGCCGCGCCGCCACUGCAAGAUUUCUGUUCUCAUCCUGAAGCAAAGUUCUUAACCCAAGGUAAUAUUUCUGGGUUAGUCUGUAACCUGAAGCGUAUGUAACCUGAAGUGUAUGUAACCCGAGGUACCACUGUAGUUUUUACGGUUAUAUCAAAAAUUACGACACCCAUCAUCCCUAGCUUAGCAGGACCAGUGGUCAGGGAUGAUGGGAACUGUAGUCCAAAAACAGCCAGAGGCGUAAUAUUUACAACCAGAUGAAAGUUUCAAUUUUGGAGUAAUAAAUUUUCAGAGUACAGUGGUACCUUGGGUUACGUACUCAAUUCGUUCCGGAGGUCCGUUCUUAACCUGAAACUGUUCUUAACCUGAAGCACCACUUUAGCUAAUGGGGCCUCCCGCUGCUGCUGUGCCGCCACUGCACGAUUUCUGUUCUCAUCCUGAAGCAAAGUUCUUAACCUGAGGUAAUAUUUCUGGGUUAGCAGAGUCUGUAACCUGAAGUGUAUGUAAUCCGAGGUACCGCUGUACCUUCUCCCCAUGCUUCUCUGUUUACCCACACAGUAUUUGGGCCUAGGAUGGCAGAAUGGACCACCUCGCCUUUUUCACACUUAUCAGAGAAGGCCUGGUCUACCCAAUAACACUGUGCCUUUCCUAAAGUUAUCGAGAGAAGGAGCCCCUUCAUCUUUCCACUCACUUUUGUCUUUGUAGGUCUGUCUGGCCCUCUGCUAUGGCUCCAGAACUGCCUGAACCGGACAGCUUCUGACCGAGAAGAGGAUGGUAAAUACAGGGAGAAUGUUGCAGAUUCCUGUUUCUUGCGGGGGGAGGCUGAGGAAGAGAUUUAAUAUUUCCCUUCUGCUGCUCUCAGCCUCCUCUGGAGGAACCAUGUGUGGGCCAGCUAGCUAUAUGUCACCUUCCCUCUGAACUUUAUUUAAGCCAGGCUCCUUGAGGUACAGCAAGACCAUAAACUUUUAUAGUUGGUUAACUUUCAUCUUACUUUGUACUUCUGUACUUAACCUAGGUGAUUUAUUUAUUUUGUAAUACUGAAUUUAUUCUGCGUUUGUGAAGCUGUUGAUUUGUCAUUUUAUUUUGCUAACAUGCCCUGUAUUUUGCAUAUUAUGUUUUCUCCUAUGCUCUGCGUUUUAAUGUUUCCGUAGAGUUGGAAGGGGACCUCAAGGGUCAUCUAGUCCAACCCCCUGCCAUGCAGGAAUCUUUUGCCCAAUGUGGGGUUUGAACCCACGACCCUGAAAUUAACUUUGUCUCGUGCCCUACUGACGGAGCUCUCACUUCAGUCCAAGCUGCUUUGGGCACACCUCAUUGUGAGAAAACAGCAUAUAAACUCGAAUCAAUCUGUGUUGUCUAAUAAGGAAGACAAAGGCUCAAGAGCCAAAUAUCCACCAGGGUGUUGUAGACAAGAAUAUUAUACUGCUCUUUCCCAUAUGGCUCUAGAAUUAAGCUUGAUAGAUUCCUGUUUCGCCAGGAUGUGCCCAGCCAGUGCCUUUGGUGCCACUGUCUGAAGAGAAUGAGGAUGCCAUGGAACACAAGCGCUUCCAGAAGCUUCUGCGUAAAGUAGGGAUUCGAGCCCCAGCCAGUGAACAGGUAAUUGUUUUGCUAGAGGAUAUCAAGGUAAAGGGGGACGCGGGUGGCGCUGUGGGUUAAACCACAGAGCCUAGGGCUUGCCGAUCAGAAGGUCGGCGGUUCUAAUCCACGCGACGGGGUGAGCUCCAGUUGUUCGGUCCCUGCUCCUGCCAACCUAGCAGUUCGAAAGCACGUCAACAUGCAAGUAGAUAAAUAGGUACCGCUCCGGCAGGAAGGUAAAUGGUGUUUCCGUGCACUGCUCUGGUUUGCCAGAAGCUGCUUAGUCAUGCUGGCCACAUGACCGGAAGCUGUACGCCGGCUCUCUCAGCCAAUAAAGCGAGAUGAGCGCCGCAACCCCAGAGUCGGUCAUGACUGGACCUAAUGGUCAGGGGUCCCUUUACCUUUACCUUUAUAAAGGUAAAGGACCCCUGGACGGUUAAGUCUUGUCAGAGGCGACUAUAGGGUUGUGCCGCUCAUAUCGCUUUCAGGCCGAGGAAACUGGCAUUUGUUCACAGACAGCUUUCCGGGUCAUGUGGCCAGCAUGACUAAACCACUUCUGGCGCAAUGGGACACAGUGAUGGAAACCAGAGUGAACGGAAACACCGUUUACCUUCCCGCCACAGCAGUAGCUAUUUAUCUGGUGUUCUUUUGAACUGCUAGGUUGGCAGGAGCUGGGACAGUGGGAGCUCACUCUCAUCAUAGGGAUUCAAACCGCCGACCUUCUGAUCGGCAAGCCCAAGAGGCUCAGUGGUUUAGACCACAGCGCCACCUGCAUCCCAUAGAGGAUAUGGAAGGAGAAUGGGUUUGUGAGUGUAAAACAUUUUUUAAAGAACAGGCCUUUUUUGUAAUACAAACUUAAGUUUACAAACUUAAUCCGUUCCGGAAGUCUGUUCUUAAACCAAAGAGUUCUUAAACCAAGGGGUGCUUUCCCGUAGCAGCGGGGGACUCAGUUUACAAAUGGAACACACUCAACAGGAAGCGGAACAUGUUCUGCUUCCAAGGCAAAGUUCACAAACCAAAACACCUACUUCCGGGUUUGCAGCGUUCUUAAUCCAAGUUGUUCAUAAACUAAGCUGUUCUUAAACCAAGGUACCACUGUGUUGUAUUUAUUGUGUUUUGGAAGGGCAACUUUAAUAAUUCAUUGAGAAAGACUAUUUCAUCAUCAUCAUCAUAAAUUUAUUAUUUAUACCCCACCCAUCUGGCUGGGUUUCCCCAGCCACUCUGGGCGGCUUCCAACAAAAGAUUAAAAAUCCAUUAAAACAUCAGUCAUUAAAACCUGCCUUAAAGAGGGCUGCCAGAUAUGUUCCUCCUUUCCCUGCUUUAACUGAAGCUGGGUUUCUGUGAGAUUAGCUAUUUCCUGCUUAGAAUAAGACAGCCGAGUGUCGCUCCUAGGUUAAAGUGACCCAGAAGAACUUGGAACGCAUCCAAGAUCCUAAGUUAACACAAGUUAAAAAGUAUGAGCUCCAGGAAUGUUUGGUACAGUCCCACACCAAAAAAACCCUCUAUUUAACCCUGUUCAUCAUUUGUGGUUUUUCCUGCUUUGUAUGUACAUUUUUGGAGAUGACUGAGGACAAAAUGUUGAAAGAAGUGGGAGAAAUAUAAAUAUAUAUUCAGGAAAGAUGAGCAAAAGCAUUCCCAAAUGCUCCUAAACAAAGAUGGAAGUGCUUCAGUCUCAUCAGCCACAGUUAUGUGUUAAGUUUGUGGCUUUGGUGGAACAGCAGCUUGUAUUCCUCUACUGGCUCUCGCUUUGCCUGCAGAAAUAUUCCAGCAUUUGUGCUCUGUUGCAACGUUAAACAUUCAGUUGGCUCUUUGUAAUCUUGCCUUUCAUACAAUCAUAGAAGAUAAGAUAAUUAUUAAUGUGGUCCUCCCCCCAUUUAUUUCGUAAAGGUUUGCCUUUCUAUCUUGGUAUCUGUCCUUUCUCCUUUUUUGACUAUGUCGAAGUGUUUUGUCCCAGUGAUUUAUGACCAGAGCAAGUUUGGAUUAUGUCCUUCUGUUUGCCCAAGGCCUUCUUGCGAAACAGAAUUUCCCCUUCCUCUCUCCUCCCUGCAUAGUGUCGCCUCCACACAUUGCAUCUUCUUUGGAGCCGGUAGAUGAACCCCUAGAACAGAUUUUUUUGGGGGGGUGGGGGGGAGUCACACAUGAAGAGGACAAGUUCCAUUGCACAAGUGGAACUCCUUGCACAGAUGAAACGACUUCGUUGCAUACAACCCUUUGGUUUAAAACCAGGCGCAGCAAUCCUUGAGCUCUGCUGCUAUUGCGACUAAUUUGAGGGCAAUCCCCUCCAUUUAGCUCUGCUGGGAACAAGAAGCUUGCAAGAGGGGGCCAACAGCAGAAGCAAACAGGAGCUAGCAUCAUGUAUUUACCGUAUUUUUCGCUCCAUAGGGCGCACCGGACCAUAGGGCGCACCUAGUUUUUAGAGGGGGAAGUCAAGAAAAAAAAUCUUACUCUCCCCCCGCCCCAAAGAGCAGCGUACAGGCUGCGCGCAACCUCUCCCUGCCGGAGGGGUUACGCGCAGCUAUGGCACAAGCCAAGACAGCGAGUGGGAUCCAUGGCUUGUGUCAUAGCCGUGCGCAACCGCUCCAGCAGGGAGAGGCUGCGCGGGACUAAAGAAGCCAUAGCCACGUGCAGCCUCUCCGUGCUGGAGGGGCUGCGCGCGGCUAUUCCUGAAGCCUUCGGAGCGCAGUGCGAGUUCCCGCUGCGCUCCUCAGGCUUCGGGUUCCUUUUGCUGAAGCCGGGAGAGCAAGACUCUCCUGGCUUCAGCGACAGGAACCUGAAGCCUCCAGAAUGCAGCGGGAACUCACGCUGCGCUCCGAAGGCUUCAGGGGGCUAUCCCUGAAGCCUGGAGAGCGAGAGGAGUCGCUGCCCACCGACGCCUCUCGCUCUCCAGGCUUCAGUGAAAGCAAGGCGAAGCCUCCGGAGCACAGAGGGAGCGUUCCCUCUGCGCUUCAGAGGCUUCGCCUUGCUAUCACUGAAGGCAAGGAGCCUGCAUUCGCUCCAUAGGACGCACACACAUUUCCCCUUCAUUUUUGAAGGGGAAAAAGUGCGUCCUAUAGAGUGAAAAAUACAGUACCUUCUUUACUUCCUACAGGAAUCUUUCUGGCGCAUCCCAGCCAAGGUCAGCCCAGAGCAACUACGGCAAGCAGCUGCUUCCAUUGCCUCUAAAGAAGUGGAGACCAAAGAGGAGACCAAAGAGCAAGAAGCCGGUAGGUGUAUGGAAGGGGAAACACACUGAAACAACCCUGCUUGUUUCACUUCCCUCAGAACCUCCAUUGUUCGUCAUCUGUAGAGCUGAACCUGCCUCCUUAGAAUUUCAGAAUGUGUUUGUGAGCAGUCCAUGACAUCACAGAAGCUCAGCCAAUGCACAAGCAGAGACUGAAAGCAGUUCUAGCGUGUGUAUAUAUAUAGAAACAUUCUAUUGAUUUAGAGUCUCUUCUUGUUGUACAUGCACACUCUGUGUGCUGUUGUAAAAUGAGGGCGUAUUUGUGCACUAGUUUUCUUCCUCCUCUUGGCAGUUGUCCAUAUAACAUGGAAAUGGUUUCACAUGCUACUUUCCUGCGUUUAGGUGUCUUAAAAACACCCAAGUACAAAUAAAGGACAGACACUAAAAGCAUCAGCACUAAUGCCUAAGCUCAGCCCUCACUGAUUACACAACUCAGUCUAGAAUAACUUCCUCAAACUGGUGGUUAAUCUGUAACCCGUUUUAGCAUCCUAGUUCAUACUGACAUUAUUGAACCCAAAAGCGUUAAACUGGAUGGGCAUGCUCUGAAAUGCUUACACAGGGUUCUCCCCCUCUUCAAGUUUAAGUUUCGUUUCUUAAAAAACAUGUGAAUUUGUGGAAUUGGUUGCUGCCUUCUCAUAUUGUUGCGUUUCUCUGGGUGGGGAAAGAUUCUGUCAGUCCUGGCAGAAUCAGGGAGACAUGGAAUAAGCCCCGACUGAAUGGUUUCCAGCAUCUGUAAUCAGGGCAAUAUGUUUUUCAGGCCUAACCAGCCUUUGACCCCUUGAGCAAGGCAUAGCCCAACUAGCAUAGUAAGCUUCCAGGGGCUUGAUGAACCUCCUGCUUUUAUACUCUCCUGGUAUGCCCCACAGAGGACCUUAAGGUCAAUGAAUAAUCAUAGUUUAGGGGUCCCGGGCCCUAAGGAAGUCAGAUUAUCCUGGGCCAGGGCCUUCUCAGUGAUGGCUCCGACCUGGUGGAAUGCUCUGUCCCAUGAGACCAGGGCCCUGCAGGAUUUUACUUCCUUCCGCAGGGCCUGUAAGACAGAGCUAUUCCACCUGGCUUUCAAUUUGAACUUAGCCUGAUCUUUCCUUCCCUCCCUCUCCCCUUUUUUUUAAGAUUACCCGCUCCGGGAUCCCACAGCUAAUUCUCCCCUGGUCUCCUCGCUGGCCCAAAUAGGACUAAUUUAGCCAGCUAGCCCUGGUGAUCAUCUAAUGUUUAUUGGAUGGAUUUCCCCCCUAAAUCGAUUUUUGAAUUAUGAAUUUAUUGUUAUUCAUGUUUUAUACUAUAUGCUGUUUUUUGUUGCAUCAAUUAAGUGUUUUAAAUUUGUUGUUAGCUGCCCUGAACCCGGUUUUUUGAACCAGGGAGGGCAGGAUAUAAAUAAAAAUUCAUUAUUUUUUAUUAUUAUACCUGGCUGGGACAAGGGAGCACCUGGCAAGCCAUAAAGCAGGCAUGUCCAAAGUCUGUGUUGAUUUAAUCUGACCCCCGUGGCAGUAUAUAAAGGUAAAGGGACCCCUGACCAUUAGGUCCAGUCGUGACGGACUCUAGGGUUGCGGCGCUCAUCUCGCUUUAUUGGCCGAGGGAGCCGGCGUACAGCUUCUGGGUCAUGUGGCCAGCAUAACUAAGCCGCUUCUGGCGAACCAGAGCAGUGCACGGAAACACCAUUUACCUUCCCGCCGGAGUGGUACCUAUUUAUCUACUUGCACGUUGAUGUGCUUUCGAACUGCUAGGUUGGCAGGAGCAGGGACUGAGCAACGGGAGCUCACCCCGUCGCAGGGAUUCGAACCGCCGACCUUCUGAUCGGCAAGUCCUAGGCUCUGUGGUUUAACCCACAGCGCCACCCACGUCCCUCUCCAGGAGAUGUACAUAGUGUAAUAAAAGCUGCAAAGAUAUAAUAAUAAUAAUGCAAAGUUGACAUCCAUAUCAGAGACCUUACUCAUUCGGUUGGGAAGACUUCUCAGAACAAAAAUGUCUUCAGCUGCUUCUGGAGCGUCCAGGUAGUGAACACCAGUUGCAUCUCUACAGGAAUGCUGGUUGCAAUGAAAGUCCCACUCUUGAGUUACUAUAGAGAGGGCUUCUGAAAUCCUUGGAACUUGUAGAAGAAAUUCUUCCUUCAGGAGGCAGUGACCUACAGGGGUUACAAAAGGGACAUCUCCAGUAACUUGCCCCUGAGCUGUAUUAGGUGAAUACAGCCAUGGGCCCAAAAUUCUAUAGACGUUGCUAUGCCUGAGAUGUUCAGUAAUUCAUUAUAAUUAUAAUAGCCUGUGCUGCAGUUGGGUGUUUGGGAGACCAGCUGUUCUGGAAAGUUCUAGCACCUUCCUUGGAGAUCUAUUACUCAAAUUAAGUUUGUCGGGAACUUUCAACUGCAAUUCAGUAACUACCGUAUUUUUUGCUCUAUAAGACUCACUUUUUCCCUCCUAAAAAGUAAGAGGAAAUGUGUGUGCGUCUUAUGGAGCAAAUGCAGGCUGUGCAGCUAUCCCAGAAGCCAGAACAGCAAGAGGGAUCGCUACUUUUGCUGUGCAGCGAUCCCUCUUGCUGUUCUGGCUUCUGAGAUUCAAAAUAUUUUUUUUCUUGUUUUCCUCCUCCAAAAACUAGGUGCGUCUUAUGGUCUGGUGCGUCUUAUAGAGCGAAAAAUACGGUAGUUUGCCUCGCCACCAGACUGCCACCUCCCUUUGCAGAGCUGGCUUUGUCUUUCCAGCUCUCACACUUUCUUUCUUGUCGGUUUCAGCGGAGGAGCAUCUCGAGACAGAGGAGCCAAGAUGCCUGACUGCGGAAAAGUAAGGACUGUGGGGGCACCGGGGUGUGGGAAGAUGACAGCACCUCAUACAAAGUGGGCAAGGUGAAUUGUAAUAGCUUAAAAGCAUGGAGGAGACUAAUAGCCAGAAACAAACUCGGGUGUAUCAUGCAGAAUACAGGAAGCUGCCUUUAUUCAGAGUCAAGACCAUUGAUCCAUAUAGCUCACUGUUGUCUACACGGACUGGCAGCAGUGGGGAUUCAGUCAGGAGUUGUUUCCUAGCCCUAUCCAGAGUUUCCAGGGGUUGCAAAACUGCUACGACUCUUCCCCUUUCUAUAUUCAUUCUAGUUCUUGGGUGGGAUUCAUUUAUAAUGGAAUUGAGCGGCUCUGUCCUUCAAGCCCAGGAUGUUUUUUUGCAUAUCUGAUUCAUAGAGGCAGAAAACAAUGAGUCACAUGCAGCCUUGCACUUCCAGCAGUCAGACUGAAAGCUGCCAUCUUCUGAGCACGAGGACAACAAGGAGAGAAGUCGGUUGCUUCCUGCCCGCUCCCAUUUGCUACCUCUUUUUGUUUGAUAUUUUCUGGAUUCAAUCGAUGACCAGCCAUCAGCAACUGAAAUCCUGCUACUCUGAUUCCUCUUACUUGGUUUUCUUCCCCGUCCCCCAUUCAGUCCACAUCGCCCUGUUCUUUUCAGAAGCUUAUAAUUUGAUACAAAAGCAAAAACCUGGCACACCAUUAUACAGUGGUACCUUGGGAUGCGAAUGGGAUCCGUUCCGGAGCCCUGUUUGCAUCCUGAACAAAACGUAAGAUGCAACUGCGCAUGCGCAUGACGUCAUUUUGACCGUCUGCGCAUGCGUGAGCCAUGAAACCCAGAAGUAAUGCACUCCGUUACUCUGCAGAGCGCAACCCAAAAGCAUUCAACCUGAAACAUAUUUAUCCUGAGGUAUGGCUGUACAGUGGUACCUCGGGUUAAGUACUUAAUUCAUUACGGAGGUCUGUACUUAACCUAAAACUGUUCUUAACCUGAAGCACCACUUUAGCUAAUGGGGCCUCCUGCUGCCGCCGCGCCACCGGAACACGAUUUCUGUUCUCAUCCUGAAGCAAAGUUCUUAACCUGAAGCACUAUUUCUGGGUUAGCGGAGUCUGUAACCUGAAGCGUAUGUAACCUGAAGCGUAUGUAACCCAAGGUACCACUGUAUAGGUUUGUGCCACCUGAGCUACAAGUUUUGUUGGUGGAAACCUGCCUAGAGCACUGGGGCUUCUGAUUCUGCAUUCUUCUCUCCCUGAGUCUAUGUCUGGCAUUUGUAUGUGGCUGGCACACACCCACACCCCUCUUUCUUGCCCUUGUUUCCAGGGAGGAGCCCAUCCAGCCCCCUCUGGGACCCAAGCGAAGGCGCUUGGUCAUUGACUGUGAGGAGCAGGAAGAAGGCAACAGCCAAGGUAUGUCUUGUGGCAGCAGUGUAGUUAACUUCCAUCAAACUCCUUUCCCCAACCGCCAUAUCAUCUCUUUCCCAGCCCCUACAAAUAAUCCCUUUGAUGCUUCUCCUGGGUGCAACUUGAUCACAGAUCAUCUGUUAGGAGUGUUGCUGGUUGUCCCCAAGUUGUGGAGACUCAUUUGGCAUCCGUAUGAAAACUUGAGCCUUCAGAGUUAAUGACUCACUUCUGUGGAAUGUUCUCCCAAUAGGGCUCAUCCACACUUACUGUAUUUUUCGCUCUAUAAGACGCACCAGACCAUAAGAUGCACUUAGUUUUUGGAGGAGGAAAACAAGAAAAAAAAUAUUCUGAAUCUCAGAAGCCAGAACAACAAGACGGAUUGCUGCGCAGCGAAAGCAGCGAUCCCUCUUGCUGUUCUGGCUUCUGGGAUAGCUGUGCAGCCUGCAUUCACUCCAUAAGACGCACAUACAUUUCCCUUUACUUUUUAGGAGGGGAAAAGUGAGUCUUAUAGAGCAAAAAAUACAGUACUCGCCACCACCACCACCCGCUCUUUCCAGGAACAGGUCCAUGCUUAAAAGCUUUGUGUCUGAGCGGUUUUUCUCCCCGCAAAACCCACUCUUUAGCGCUCAGUUGCAGCAUAUGUCAAUUCGUGUUUUCUGCAGAGUGCCGUUUGCACUGAUCGAGCUUUAAAGGGCGGGUUUUUCAGGGGAAACUCCCGGGCCAGAAAAACACACACCAAAAAGUGCUCAGAUGCGGAGCUUUCCAGGCACCAUGACCUGUGCUUUUAAGAGCGUGGAGGAAAAGCAAUGUGGAUACGACCUCAGCUGACACCUUCUAUAUUGACUUCCAAACAUUUACUGAAGGCGUCUCUUUGCUUCCGGUCUUAUGUAGACAAUUAAGGAGGAGGGACAUCUGUAAUAGUCAAACUGGUGGUCUAUGUUAAUUUUUUUGGUGUUUCUAUUUUAACUGUAACCCGCUUUGCUGUUGUUGUGUUUUUAAUGAAAUUGCAGUAUACAAAUAUUUUAAUAAAUAAAAUGAACAAUAUCCAAAAGGCUGUGGGUUCCCCAUCCCUCAUGCAAAGGCUUCUGUGAGCUCAAAGUACCUGCCCAUGAAGGAAGCUGCCUACCUUGUCUACAUUCACCUGGUCAGCAUCGAGGUGCAAGGGAAUAGCAGGCCAUUCUGCCCUAUUUCUGCUUCAGAUGUUGACUGUAUUUCCUCCCCCCCUUAGUAAGGCUGUCAUUGUUUUAUGUUUCCACGAAUUAAAAUCAAUUGAACAACAAUAGAGUAGCAACCCCCCUUCACCCAAUUGAGAAAAAUAGGGGGGGGGGCAAAGGCGUCAGUAGGCUACUAGAACAACCAGCAAGAUAUGCUGAGAGAUAAGAGAGACAAAGGGCUCUUGAUAGAAGUUGGGGCAAUGGUCUACAGAAGAAAGACGGCGCUGUGAUUAGAUCAUUCCAUCCUUCCUUCGCAGUACAGAGAGGGCAGCAGAAAUUACCUGCCACCCCCUGCCCAAAGAGGCUGCCCGCUGCCUUUAUGCAUGAGUCACUGCUUUGAGUCUCCUCCUAAUCACGAGGGAUGUCUGGAAUCCUCAGCUUAUCAGAACUUCAGAAACCCUGCCAAGAAUACAUUACUGAGGCUUGAAGGGGGUGGCGGCAGAAAGGAUGUUCAUUGUUCGGUAAUGGAUAGCAGUGAGAGCAGCUUCUAAUGCUCUCUCUCUAUGUUUAUCCUUCAGCUUCUUUCCCAGAAUGCUGAAUAAUUUCCACUUUGCUUCUGAAGCAGCUUUCUGCAAAAAUCCGAUUAAGUCACAGCACGGCUUUUUCCAUCGCUACUUUAUCCCUUGCUCUCUUAAGAUCACGCUGUAUUUUAUCUUUGGCACGGCAGGGUCCAGUGAUGAGGACGAGCUGCAGCCUGCUGGCAAAAGGAAGUGCCGGCGAAUUGAAGAGGAGGAAGAAGAUUGAAGGAGUUGGCCCUCCCUGGCCCAGUUCAGACCAGUUACACCCACUGUCAGCUGUGGAGCUGCAAGAACCACCUCGGGCAGAGGGGUCCUUGAUGAAGCAGCCUGGAAAGAAUCUCUCUCUUUCUCUUCCCCGGCCCCGGUCUCCCAGUCUUGGUGCACAACACUUCAUAGUUUUUGGGAAUGGGAUGCAGGCAGACUGAACAUGUGAAUGAGACCUGCUAGAGAACGAAUGCAGGGAAAAGAAAUGGGAGACCUGCUUGAGGAGGGAAGAGGAGAAUGGGCUUUCUGCCCUGCUCUGUUACAGGAUACAACAGACGCUGAAGCUGGUACAGGAAGAAGCUUCACUUUAAACUGUUCUGUAACCAUUUGUAGCUUACGACACCUGUGACACGGGGCGUUUGUUCUGAAUGAUGUCUGCUGAGAGCCAGCAAAAGCCACCCUGACAAGGCUGACCUGCCAGGCAGAAAUAAGGCAUGUCGGCUCUUCGAAUCUUAAGGCUACUUGGCUUUUGGAUUCGCCACCGCUCCCUUUCCGUGCCUGGCCAAAACACGACCUCAUCCCUGUGCUCAAGUCUCACAUUGCCUUAUAAUACAUGCGCACGGUCUUCUGUCUCCAUUGCGCCUUGGCACCGAUAUUCUUCAAAAAUGUGUGCUUGUACUGGAAUCACACAAGACUCGUUUGACGUUGGGUGUCAAGAGUUGAAUUGUUUGGGGAGGGUGGGGUUCAAAAGCAAAGAUGUGCUCCUGGGCUGAAUUUUGCUCCCAGAUUAUUGUUCUCAUCACCAGCUGCUUCAGUUUUCCUUGCCGACAGCUAUUGACUUUGUUGCUUGGGCUGUUCCAGGCAGAGGCAACGUCAGAGAUGUAUAAGGGUUGCCUCUCGUUCAUGGUAGAAGGGCAGGAAUGUUAGCACGUUACUUGUGUGCUUGUGUUGUGUUUUCAUAAUAAAAAUCCCCCAAACAACCCUUGGCUGAC
Molecule: messenger RNA, 59679 nt
Organism: Podarcis lilfordi (Lilford's wall lizard)
Lineage: Eukaryota; Metazoa; Chordata; Lepidosauria; Squamata; Lacertidae
Source: the annotation of a GenBank genome assembly